GCUGCAGUCUCCCUAGUGCGCAUGCCCAAACCGCGAGCGCUGAUAGGUCCGCGGUGUCUCGGGGCCGGGGCCGGGGGGGGAGACCGGGAGCGAACGGGAACGGGGGUCGGGGCGGCUGCGGAGCGCUCGCUGCGGCCGGCGCCCGGGCAUCGGGAGGCGGGCGGCUCAGGGCCGCCCUUCGUGAGGUUUCCCGGAGGCGGCAGAAGGGCGGAGGGGAAGGAGGGGACAGCCGGGGACCUCCCGCCGCGCGCGUGUCCGGGGCGCGGCGGCUGUCGGUGCCCGCGGAGCCCGGCGGGACGGCGGGGGAGCGCGAGGGGCACGGAGCGGCGAAAGAGGCGGCAGGUGAGUGCGGCAGCGGCGAAGGUGACCGUGCCGUUGGAACGGGGGGAGCGGGAGGGGGCGGCGCGGCGCGGAGGCGUUCGGUUCCGGUUCCCCCCCCCGCCCCCCCCGUCCUUACGGCCGCUCUGGCGAAGCUGCUGGGAGGCGUGCGGUCCGGAGCCGCGUCUCCCUCCGGCGCAGCGCCCGUGCCCGGUGCGGCAGCCCCUCCGGGAGCGGCGCAGCCCCCGUCGGUCGCGGGGACGGUUACAAGCAGAGCUAAGGCGCGGUUGCGGGCGGGCUGGGUGGCGUGGCGAGCGGGGCGCCGCUCCGGCGGGAGCUCGGGGCGAGCCCCGGCGGGUUCCGUGUCCUGCGGGCGCGGCUUUCGCGCCGCGGCUCUCUCUGUGCGCUUUUUUGUUUGGUCGCGUUUGUUUUUUGGGGUUUUUUUGGCGGGAUUCCCGCGAAACGCGGCACGAGCGCUCGCCCGGGGCUGCCGCGGCGGGUCUCAGUGGCGCCGUCCUGUGGGCAAAGCGCGGUACUGCACCCGGCCGCCCCAACGCGGUGCCGCGGCGCGCCUCGGUGCUGCCGCCCUGUGGCGAAACUCGGGUACUGCAGCGCACGGCAAGGUGGGGGGGCAGAGACGCCGAUCGAGCCGCGGGGGUUCGCGGUCGGGUCUGUGUGUGCCGGUGUCCGUCCCCCCCCGACGGGGGUCAGGUCCCCAUUGGUGUGCAAACGACAUCCCUCCCUCGGGGCCUCCUUAAACGUUUAAUGACGUAAAUAUUGCUCCUGCUAACGUUGUCGGCGCGGCUUCUUUCCUCAGUGGAUCCGUCUGGCAGUCGGUGGCCCACGGUUGCUCGGCAACAGCAGAAGCGGAUUGAAGGGACCGGCCGCUGGAGGAUGCCGAAGCCUCCCGGGUCAGCGGUGGGAGCAGCUUUGCGUGAAGCGAGGGGUACGUGAAGCCGGGCGUGCGGUGCCGACCGCCCAGCAGGUAAGGGAAGCUAAAGCUUUACCUCCAGGGACUUCUGCCCAGAAAGCUGAAGCAAUUGCUCUCGCGUGAGCUGUAGAGUUACGCAAAGAGAAGAAGAUUAGUAGCUGCACUGAUUCUAAGCAGGUUUCUUGAAGGGUGCGGGCCCUUGAAGCCGUUUGAAAAGAAUAAAGUGUAUUAACGGCACAAGGGAGGCAGAUUAAACGUGAUGCUCCGGUUGCUGGAAGCUGUGCUGUUGCUAGGAGAGUUGCCGUCACGCGUUGCAACGGGCCUCAGAAGGGAAACGCUGCUCAGGAAACUGGCCAUAAAUUGGCAGGCGCCGCUGUAAAACCAGCCACCGAGAGGACAGAGACCGGUACGGAAGCCGCGUCUCUGAGCCCAGGUGGCCGUGUCCUCCAGCCAACGUCAGGGAACUGUAACAAAGAGGAUAAGCAAUUAAUAGGAGAUUUAUAGCCCGAUCAGAAUUAGGGUCCAAAGGAGCCGUCACCGGCGACGGGAGAGCAGCGGCGCCUCGCGGCGCGAGGAGCUGAUGCGCUCUGUCGAGAUCGGACGAACAGGUAAGAGCGAAUUUAGAAGCCCUGUGCGAACGAGGCAAUGGGAAACGUGCCUAGAAAACCAUCUUGAUGGUGCACGCGGGGUACAGACAAGAGCAGCCGGACGAGGGAAACGUACCAGGACGACGCUGGCAAAGGGAGUUCUCCGAGCUGCCUGGAAAAGGGGGGUGUCGAUACCGGCCGGCACGAACGGCUCCCUUCUCGGGUCGGCCGGAAGCGUUGCCGUGCCGGGGGGCGGCUGCCGGCCUGCGGGCCGGGGCUGCGGCUGUUUGGGGCGCCGCCCCCGCUUUGUUUUCCUCGGGGAGCCCCCCCACGUUCGGGGGCUUGUGGGACGUGCACGUGCGAAUGACACGGUGUUCCCAGCUGCUCUGUUCUCUGCCUUGUUUUUCCAGACGCCUGUCCCUGUUUUCUCUUCCCGCUUUUGAAGAGAAGCUGCCGAGUCAGCGUACGCUGCGGUGAAGUUCUACAAGAUGCGGCCCUCAGGAACCGGUUGACGUGAGGGAAAUGCUUUCUGACCGCCUGCGCGGUGAGGGGACGUUUUUCACCUUUUAGCUCCUUCUGCACGACAAGAGGGAGACGGAAGGUUAAGUAACACGUUGUUUAGGAGCUGAGAGCUUGGUUUGCAUUUAACUAAUAAUUAAGAGACGUGUUGUCAGCGAGAAACUAAACGAUUACAACUAACCUCAUCAAAUGAAGUAAAGACAGGCCAGCCAGGCGUGGUGGUGGAGUUGCUCUCUAUGUGAGAGAGCAGCUACAGUGUACUAAAUUCUGCCCAGGAGCGGAUGAGGAGCGAGUUGAGAGUGUAUGGGUCAGGAUCAAGGGGCAGGCUGGCAGGGGUGACACUGCUGUGGGCGUCUGUUGCAGGCCACCAGAUCAGGCUGAGGAAGUUGAUGAGGCCUUCUAUGGGCAGCUGAGAGCGGCCUCACGGUCACAGGCCCUGGUUGUUGUGGGGGAUUUUAAGUUCCCUGCUGUUUGCUGGAAGGACCGUUCAGCCAGCCAGCCACAGUCCAGGAGGUUCCUGCCGUGCAUCGGUGAGAACCGCCUCAUGCAGGUGGUGGAGGAGCCGACUGGGAGAGGUGCACUGCUGGAUCUCAUCCUCGCUAGCAAGGAGGGUCUGGUCGAAGCAGGAAAGGUUGAGGGCUGCCUGGGCUGCAGUGACCACGAGAAGGUGGAGUUCAGCAUCUUGGGUGGCAGGAACAGAACAGCAAGUAGAAUUGCAACCCUGGACUUUAGCAGGGCUAACUUUGGCCUUUUCAAGCAAUUGCUGGGGGAAAUCCCACGGGCAAGACUGCUUGAAGGAAAAGGGGCCCGAGAUAGCUGGGUUGCAUUCAGAGAUUGCUUCUUCCACGCUCAGGAUCAGAGCAUCCCCACACGAAGGGAGUCGAGGAAGGGAGCCAGGAGGCCUGCGUGGUUGAACAGGGACCUGUUGGGUAUGCUCAAGCAGAAGAGGAGAGUUUGCAGGUCAUGGAGGCAGGGGCUGGCCACUUGGGAGGAAUAUAGGGCUGCUGUUAGAGGAUGCAGGAAGGCAGCUAGGAUAGCCAAGGCCCCCUAGAAUUACAGCUGCCGAGAGGGGUCAAGGACAGCAAAAAGAGCUUUUUCAAAUACAUAGCAGAUAAAACUAACACCAGAGGCAAUGUAGGCCCACUGAUGAACGGGGUGGGUGCCCUGGUGGCAGAAGAUACAGAGGAGGCAGAAUUCCUGAAUGCCUUCUUUGUCUCUGUCUACUCUGCCGGAGGCCGUCCUGGGGAGCCCUGUACCCCUGAGACCCCGGAUGAAGCCAGGUCAGUGGAGGAGUUUGCUUUAGUCGAUGAGGACUGGGUUAGGGAGCAAUUAAAUAGUCUGGACAUCCAUAAAUCCACGGGUCCGGAUGGGAUGCACCCGCGGGUGCUGAGGGAGCCGGCUGAAGUCACUGCUGGACCGCUCUCCGUCAUCUUUGCCAAGUCUUGGGAAACGGGGGAGGUGCCCGAGGAUUGGAGGAAAGCAAAUGUCACUGCAGUCUUCAAAAAGGGCAAGAAGGAGGACCCGGGUAAUUACAGACCGGUCAGCCUCUCCUCUGUCCCUGGGAAAGUAAUGGAACAGCUUCGUCUGGACAACAGAGCAGUGAGGUGGGUUGCAAACUGGCUUAAGGAGAGAAGCCAGAGAGCGGUAGUCAAUGGUGCGGAGUCCAGCUGGAGGCCAGUAUCCAGUGCAGUGCCUCAGGGGGCAGCGCUGGGGCCAAUAUUAUUCAAUAUAUUCAUUAACGAUUUGGACGAGGGAAUAGAGUGCACUAUCGGCAAGUUUGCUGAUGACACCAAGCUGGGAGGGGUGGCUGACACGCCAGAAGGCUGUGCUGCCAUCAGAGACCUGGACAGGCUGGAGAGUUGGGCGGGGAAUAACCUGAUGAAAUUUGACAAGGGCAAGUGUAGAGUCCUGCACCUGGGCAGGAACAACCCCAGGUUCCAGUAUAGGUUGGGAAAUUACAUGUUAGAGAGCAGUGUAGGGGAAAGGGACCUGGGGGUCCUGGUGGACAGCAGGAUGACCAUGAGCCAGCCCUGUGCCCUUGUGGCCAGGAAGGCCAAUGGCAUCCUGGGGUGUAUUAGAAGGGGGGUGGUUAGUAGGUGGAGAGAGGUCCUCCUUCCCCUCUGCUCCGCCCUGGUGAGACCGCAUCUGGAAUAUUGUGUCCAGUUGUGGGCCCCUCAGUUCCAGAAGGACAGGGAACUGCUGGAGAGGGUCCAGCGUAGGGCAACCAAGAUGAUUAAGGGAGUGGAGCAUCUCCCGUGUGAGGAAAGGCUGAGGGAGCUGGGGCUCUUUAGUUUGGAGAAGAGGAGACUAAGGGGGGACCUUAUCAAUGUUUAUAAAUACAUAAAGGGUGAGUGCCAUGAGGAUGGAGCCAGGCUCUUCUCGGUGGCAAACAACGAUAGGACAAGGGGUAAUGGGAUCAAGCUGGAACACAAGAGGUUCCGCUUAAAUUUGAGAAGAAACUUCUUCUCAGUGAGGGUGGCAGAGCCUGGCCCAGGCUGCCCAGGGGGGUUGCGGAGCCUCCUUCUCUGGAGACAUUCAAAACCCGCCUGGACGUGCUCCUGUGCGACCUCACCUGGGCGUUCCUGCUCCACGGGGGGAUUGGACUGGAUGAUCUUUUGAGGUCCCUUCCCGUCCCAAACAUACUGUGAUACUGUGAAGAAUGCGGCUUAGCAGCGCUGCUGACUCUGCCGUCCCGUUCCCUUCCCCGUUUCAGCCGGCGAGGCGGCCGGAGGACCCGCUCUGUGCGGCCGCGGGGCCCGCGGAGUCGAGGGCUCUGUCGGCGCGCCCCGGGGGUUUCUCUGGAGAGACUCCUCGUCUCGGUCGCGUCGCGGCGGGGACGGACGAGGACCUCUGGCGAGGGGUCUUUCUGCGCUGGGAGCCGGGACCGGGCACGCGCUCGCGGGGCGUCCGUAAGUCGCGGUACGGAAUUUAGGCAGGAUAGCGCGCACGGGCUUGCGAGCGCCUUACAGGCGUGCGGUGGUUGCUCGUGCGGCCAGCUUUUGGUGUCGGUUGUUCCGGCGCUCCGUCGCGGUGUAGAGCCGGCCCCGUACGUAGCGGUGAGGCGUACCGCAGUUCGGUUUGAUUCUCGGAUAGGCCUCGGCUCUGACUGUGCACUCGAACGCCAAAACCUACAGCGGAAGCUGCGGUGGCUUUAGCGUGCAAGGGGCGCGAGCGCCGUGAAGCCGCCCGUGUGGCCGAGCGUCCCGAUCGCGGCGCUGAGCGUUAGACGGACUUGAGCCGCGUGCCGGAAUUGUUUUGUUUUGGAGAGGGCGGGAUAAACCUGGAGCACAACUUGUGAGGGCGGUACGUCGUGGGCAGGUUUUAGUAUUGCCUGUGGAGUGCCGCUAGAAGCGUUCGUAGUUCUUGCUUGUCUCUGUUACAAGAUGAGCCGUGUCGUCCUGCGUGACGCGUAACGGGAGGACGGCGCGGUAGCGGUGCUCUGCACAAGAGCCCGUUGGGCGGUAUUUUAGCUCGUGGGAAAGGGAUUGGGGAACCACCUGGUGGGAAUGCGAGGAGAGCAGCCCUGGCGGAAUCUGAGGAGCCGAGGCCGUUGUAUAAAUUGGACAAGGAAGGAAAGGCUGCGGGCACAGCGCGGUGCUGCACCCGGCCGCCCCAACGCGGAACUCUAAUGUGGAAUUCCUGUGUUUCAGAGGGGGAGCUGUGACCGCCCCGUGCUCAGCAGACCCCCCAGCCCGGGUGGGGGGAGCAGCGCCGGAGCGGGAGACGCGGCUCCGUCCUCCGUCCCCAGCGUGCCGGGGGGCGGCUGCCGGCCUGUGGGACGUGGCUGCGGCUGUUCGGGGCGCUGCCCCCCCAUGUUUGGGCGCUCUGGUAUGUACAUAGGUAAAUGGCGUUUUAAAGUAACGUGCUGCCCGCUGGGGCUGUUUUCCUUUUCUACCUUUUUUUUUUUGAGUGAAUAAAUGGGGGGACUCGGGGGGUGACGAUGACGUUACUGGAGGAGCAGGCCAGUGAGAGAUGGGGGCAUUCAGCCCCAAAACGCCUGAACAGUCAUGGGUGGGGUGUUUAGUGGUGCUGUGGGGAGGAGAAAUUUCUCCCUGUCCGUUGCAGAGAAAACAGAACAAUCCCACAUCAAAGCUGUCCUAGAGAAGUACUUGCUGUUUGUCAUUGCGGUUCUAGAGCAGCCCGAUGUGCUGUUAAAGGUUGUGGUGGUGCGGGUCAGGGAUCCCCAGGCUGUGCCGAGACCGCAGGACGGCUGCUGGUGGAACAAAGUCAAGGACAGCUUCUCAGAGUAAGAACCUCUCUAUUUGUUCUCCUCGGGACACAUCCCUUUGCCUCUGGACCCCUCACAAGCUCACUCGCCACCUUGUUCCCUCAGAAACCCGUUUCCUCCCAGUUCCUCUGCGAUUACCCUGCCUGCCUUUGGGUCCCUGCAGGCUCGUUGGUGGCAUCACGGUGCCUGUUUGACCUUUUGCCCCGUUAAAUUCCACUCUUUUCUCUCUUCCCCUCAAAACUUCCCCGGUUGCUCUUGUCACAUCCCAGAGGCCUCAUUUUCCCCUCUUGUCUCCUCUCAGGACCCCCCAUCUGUUGGCCCCUGUCGAGGGUUUAGAUUGCGGGGUGACAGUAAAACCCUGGCAGAUGUAUUGUUAACCCCGUCUCCCCCCCACUUCCCCCUUUUGCCCCUCCCUCUCCCCCCUUCCCACUCAGGACAGGCGAUCCGGAGGGAAAGAAGGACAGAGAGAAGAGAGUUGGAAAAACUGGCAAUGUUUUACUAAUGCUAUAUUAAGAGUAGAGAAAAUAAUACAAAACCAAUCCUGAAAGUCUCAGCAACUGCAGAGCCGGCACCUGAAGUCCUGGACUGGACUCUGCAGCCAACCGGAGCUGGAUUCAGUCUCUCAGCAGGCCUCAGUUUGCAGGGACGACUAGCAAGGUCCUCUCCUAAUGUCACCAUAAGCAGAAGGGACGAAAAGGGGCAAAGAGGACAAGAUCCUCAUGAUCUGCCACUUCUAUAUGAAGUAUUCAUGUGAAGGGGAUGUUAUACACGGUUGGUCAGUUUGUUGGUCACCUGUUUCUUGUUGCUCCUCUUGCAAGAUGUGAAUCUGUCCUUAUCAACAAGUAAGCAUUCCAUUGCAAUGUUUAUCAAAACAUGUAUGUGUCUGGUUCUCCAGGAAAAGGCAGCUAAUAUGAAGCUUUAGCUGACAGGCAAAUUCAUGCUGUCUGCCUAUCAGAUUGCCGGAGGGGCGGGCGUCGAGGGCUGGGUACUGCGUGCCGCCCGCAGCCAAUGAUGGUGCGGAAGAGGCGGGCGUUGCGGUGUCCCUACUGCGCAUGCCCCAGUCGCGAGCGCUGAUAGGCGGAGAGGGAGAUGAUUGACGUGUCCCGGGGAGCGAACCGGGAUGCGGCAAGGGGCGGGUGCUGCAGUCUCCCUAGUGCGCAUGCCCAAACCGCGAGCGCUGAUAGGUCCGCGGUGUCUCGGGGCCGGGGCCGGGGGGGGAGACCGGGAGCGAACGGGAACGGGGGUCGGGGCGGCUGCGGAGCGCUCGCUGCGGCCGGCGCCCGGGCAUCGGGAGGCGGGCGGCUCAGGGCCGCCCUUCGUGAGGUUUCCCGGAGGCGGCAGAAGGGCGGAGGGGAAGGAGGGGACAGCCGGGGACCUCCCGCCGCGCGCGUGUCCGGGGCGCGGCGGCUGUCGGUGCCCGCGGAGCCCGGCGGGACGGCGGGGGAGCGCGAGGGGCACGGAGCGGCGAAAGAGGCGGCAGGUGAGUGCGGCAGCGGCGAGGGUGACCGUGCCGUUGGAACGGGGGGAGCGGGAGGGGGCGGCGCGGCGCGGAGGCGUUCGGUUCCGGUUCCCCCCCCCGCCCCCCCCGUCCUUACGGCCGCUCUGGCGAAGCUGCUGGGAGGCGUGCGGUCCGGAGCCGCGUCUCCCUCCGGCGCAGCGCCCGUGCCCGGUGCGGCAGCCCCUCCGGGAGCGGCGCAGCCCCCGUCGGUCGCGGGGACGGUUACAAGCAGAGCUAAGGCGCGGUUGCGGGCGGGCUGGGUGGCGUGGCGAGCGGGGCGCCGCUCCGGCGGGAGCUCGGGGCGAGCCCCGGCGGGUUCCGUGUCCUGCGGGCGCGGCUUUCGCGCCGCGGCUCUCUCUGUGCGCUUUUUUGUUUGGUCGCGUUUGUUUUUUGGGGUUUUUUUGGCGGGAUUCCCGCGAAACGCGGCACGAGCGCUCGCCCGGGGCUGCCGCGGCGGGUCUCAGUGGCGCCGUCCUGUGGGCAAAGCGCGGUACUGCACCCGGCCGCCCCAACGCGGUGCCGCGGCGCGCCUCGGUGCUGCCGCCCUGUGGCGAAACUCGGGUACUGCAGCGCACGGCAAGGUGGGGGGGCAGAGACGCCGAUCGAGCCGCGGGGGUUCGCGGUCGGGUCUGUGCGUGCCGGUGUCCGUCCCCCCCGACGGGGGUCAGGUCCCCAUUGGUGUGCAAACGACAUCCCUCCCUCGGGGCCUCCUUAAACGUUUAAUGACGUAAAUAUUGCUCCUGCUAACGUUGUCGGCGCGGCUUCUUUCCUCAGGGGAUCCGUCCGGCAGUCGGUGGCCCGCGGUUGCUCGGCAACAGCAGAAGCGGAUUGAAGGGACCGGCCGCUGGAGGAUGCCGAAGCCUCCCGGGUCAGCGGUGGGAGCAGCUUUGCGUGAAGCGAGGGGUACGUGAAGCCGGGCGUGCGGUGCCGACCGCCCAGCAGGUAAGGGAAGCUAAAGCUUUACCUCCAGGGACUUCUGCCCAGAAAGCUGAAGCAAUUGCUCUCGCGUGAGCUGUAGAGUUACGCAAAGAGAAGAAGAUUAGUAGCUGCACUGAUUCUAAGCAGGUUUCUUGAAGGGUGCGGGCCCUUGAAGCCGUUUGAAAAGAAUAAAGUGUAUUAACGGCACAAGGGAGGCAGAUUAAACGUGAUGCUCCGGUUGCUGGAAGCUGUGCUGUUGCGAGGAGAGUUGCCGUCACGCGUUGCAACGGGCCUCAGAAGGGAAACGCUGCUCAGGAAACUGGCCAUAAAUUGGCAGGCUCCGCUGUAAAACCAGCCACCGAGAGGACCGAGACCGGUACGGAAGCCGCGUCUCUGAGCCCAGGUGGCCGUGUCCUCCAGCCAACGUCAGGGAACUGUAACAAAGAGGAUAAGCAAUUAAUAGGAGAUUAAUAGCCCGAUCAGAAUUAGGGUCCAAAGGAGCCGUCACCGGCGACGGGAGAGCAGCGGCGCCUCGCGGCGCGAGGAGCUGAAGCGCUCUGUCGAGAUCGGACGAACAGGUAAGAGCGAAUUUAGAAGCUCUGUGCGAACGAGGCAAUGGGAAACGUGCCUAGAAAACCGUCUUGAUGGUGCACGCGGGGUACAGACAAGAGCAGCCGGACGAGGGAAACGUACCAGGACAACGCUGGCAAAGGGAGUUCUCCGAGCUGCCUGGAAAAGGGGGGUGUCGAUACCGGCCGGCACGAACGGCUCCCUUCUCGGGUCGGCCGGAAGCGUUGCCGGGCCGGGGGGCGGCUGCCGGCCUGCGGGCCGGGGCUGCGGCUGUUUGGGGCGCUGCCCCCGCUUUGUUUUCCUCGGGGAGCCCCCCCACGUUCGGGGGCUUGUGGGACGUGCACGUGCGAAUGACACGGUGUUCCCAGCUGCUCUGUUCUCUGCCUUGUUUUUUCAGGUGCCUGUCCCUGUUUUCUCUUCCCGCUUUUGAAGAGAAGCUGCCGAGUCAGCGUACGCUGCGGUGAAGUUCUACAAGAUGCAGCCCUCAGGAACCGGUUGCUGUGGGGUUGCUCGUGCGGCCAGCUUUUGGUGUCGGUUGUUCCGGCGCUCCGUCGCGGUGUAGAGCCGGCCCCGUACGUAGCGGUGAGGCGUACCGCAGUUCGGUUUGAUUCUCGGAUAGGCCUCGGCUCUGACUGUGCACUCGAACGCCAAAACCUACAGCGGAAGCUGCGGUGGCUUUAGCGUGCAAGGGGCGCGAGCGCCGUGAAGCCGCCCGUGUGGCCGAGCGUCCCGAUCGCGGCGCUGAGCGUUAGACGGACUUGAGCCGCGUGCCGGAAUCGUUUUGUUUUGGAGAGGGCGGGAUAAACUUGGAGCACAACUUGUGAGGGCGGUACGUCGUGGGCAGGUUUUAGUAUUGCCUGUGGAGUGCCGCUAGAAGCGUUCGUAGUUCUUGCUUGUCUCUGUUACAAGAUGAGCCGUGUCGUCCUGCGUGACGCGUAACGGGAGGACGGCGCGGUAGCGGUGCUCUGCAAAAGAGCCCGUUGGGGGGUAUUUUAGCUCGCGGGAAAGGGAUUGGGGAACCACCUGGUGGGAAUGCGAGGAGAGCAGCCCUGGCGGAAUCUGAGGAGCCGAGGCCGUUGUAUAAAUUGGACAAGGAAGGAAAGGCUGCGGGCAAAGCGCGGUGCUGCACCCGGCCGCCCCAGUGCGGUGCCGCGGCGCGCCUCGGUGCUGCCGCCCUGUGGCGAAACCCCGGUACUGCAGCGCACGGCAAGGGGGGGGGGCAGAUGCCGCGAUUGAGAGACGGGGACGCAACUUGAUGCAAGCAAAGUGUCCACUUUAUUGCUCUUCACACAAUUCUUUUAUACUGUUACAUGCAUAACAACUACUAUCGUGGAUUAUGCUGAUUGGCACAACAAUUAAUUAUCUCAUACAUAUUACAAAGGCUGAGCUCAUGAUAGGUUAGUAAGAGCAUGCAAAUCUGUCCUAGCUCCUUGUUACUAUCGUGUCCUGUGUGCUGGGCAAGCUUUACAGGCUGCUUUCUCACAGCCACAAGGUCCUGUUGCUAAACAGGACAUUCCCAUCUAUCAUCACAAGUUUCUGCUCUUUGUGCUUACAUCUGCAUGUUGUAACUUUUCACGGCCCUUAGUAAUUUUCCAUGCUAACACAACAGGUCGAGUAGCUAGAACUAGCAUAUUAACUAUAGAUAUAUAUUUUUGCUAAUAUCCUAUAAGCCUAGAUAACCCACAGGCAGAGACGCCGAUCGAGCCGCGGGGGUUCGCGGUCGGGUCUGUGCGUGCCGGUGUCCGUCCCCCCCGACGGGGGUCAGGUCCCCAUUGGUGUGCAAACGACACCCCUCCCUCGAUGGCUCCUUAGGAGGGUUAAUCCCAGUCCUCGUUCUUUUGGCAGCGGCGGGUCUGUGACCUCGCGGGAAGCCCAGGCUGCUGCACAGAGCUCGUCGGGAGCGGGAGCCGCGGAGGCGGGGGGCCUCGACGAGCCAGAGCUGCGUCAGACGGAGGGGGGCGCGCGCGCUGCCCGGGGGCCGCGUCCGGCGGAGCCGAAGUGACCUGCGGCGGCAACGAGCGGGAGCCGCUCGGAGCUGGAGCGGCCGUUGGCCGCGCCUUCCCUGGGGAGGUGAGCGCGGGGAGCCCGGCCUCUCUCUCCCUCGGGGAUUAAACGCGCGCCCUUCCCGGGGGCGGCGGCGAGGCGGGUUCCCCCGGCUCUCCCGGGGCGGCCCCGCUGCCGGGGGGCGCGGGCGAGGCGGCGGCAGCGCCUCCUCGGUGCCGGGGGGCGGAGGGGAGAGAGACCUGCCGGCCGGAGCCGCGGGGCGCGCGGCCCCUCGGGCAGGGCGCUCCCGGUCUCUGGGCCGCGGGCCGGGGGCGGCAGACGGGUUCGGGUGCUCUGGCGUGCUUUUUAGCCAGCGUGGCCUUCUCCGCGCCGUGAAGAAAAUCCCGCGCGGUCGAUUCCGCUCGCCGCUCGGGAGAUGCCGCGUCUCUGGGGCCGUGGACUGGGGAAGAACGUUUGCGAGUUGGAGGGCGCUACAAGAUAUUCCGCGGGGAAGCCGGAGAAGAGGCAAAUUGGCUGUCAGCGGAGUUGCGUUCCUUCGGUUUAGGACGUUCAGCUUGCCCUUCCAGAGAAGGAGCAGUCGUGGGUAGGGCCGAGAGAGGCUUUUAGGCGCGUGAUCGGAAUUGGAGCCAAAUGGCACUCGACGUUGCCGCUGUGGGUCUUGGCUUUCAGUGGUUUCCCCGCGGCUGCCUGGUGUUUGGGAGCUCGGAGCGGGCGUUUUUUUUUCCCCCAAGGAGAGGCUGUGCUUGAAACAGAACUUGCUUGAAGAAGACAGACGAGGCGGGUGAGGAUGCAGAGCGGGCCAAUCAGAUCGCUCGGGAGGGCUGGAGGGGCGGAGCGCCGAUAGGCGGGGAGCAUGGCAAUUGAUGUGCGUAGGCAGCCAAUGAGGUUGCCGGGGGGGCGGGCGUUGCGGUGUCCGUACUGCGCAUGCCCAACUUGCGCAGUCCUCAGUCAGGUCCGACGCUGAGGCGGGCACCUGGGGGCGGAGCGCGGGAAGGAGCAUCCAAUAGGAGGACGGCGCGGCGGGGUGGAAAGCAGCCAAUCAGAGCGCGCCGUCUCAAUCCCGUUUGAACAGCUGCCUCCCUGGCAAACGCGUCCGUGGGGUCCCGGGGCGGGUAGCGGGAGUUAACGGGGAAACGGGGGUCGGGGCGAGGGAGGGGAGGCUGUGGAGCGCUCAUUUUGGCCUCUCCGUCCCUUUUGCCUCUCUCUCCCUCUCUCUGUGUCUCCUUGUCUUGCUCCCUGUCCCUGUCUUUCUCUGGUAAGCUGACCUGCUCUUUGCCCUUCUUUUUUUGUGGAAUCACAGGCUCCUUCUGCUUGGAAAAGACACGUGCAGUUUUAAAUUUGGGUUUGAACUCUAGGGUUUUUUUUCCCCCAUUAGCGUAAGUGGACGGCACGUUGUCCUGUGGCUCAAUCCCCGUUCUGUUCCGUGGAGCCUUCAGUUUAGGAUGUUCAGGUAAGACAGUUUGUCCUUCCAGAGAAGGAGCAGUCACCGGUAGGACCGAGAGAGGCUUUUAAGCGCGUGAUCGGAACUGAAGCCAAAUGGCACUUGACGUUGCCGCUGUGGGUCUUGGCUUUCACUGGUUUCCCCGCGGCUCCCUGGUGUUGGGGAGCUCGGAGCGGGCACGUUUUUUUCCCCGAGGGGAGGCUGUGCUUAAAAAAGAACGUGUUUCCUCAGAGAAGUGCAAGUCCGCGUGCGUAAGACAGACAAAAACCCCAGCCAGCCUAGUCAAGUUCUGAGCGUGCGUCUGUCAGGCGGCUGCUUUACGUUGAGGAGCGCACGGCCGUGCAAUGGUAAGGGCGAAGGGCAAGGCAAGACAGAAGGGUUUUUCCUGCUGCGGGUGACCAGCCGCCCCCCUUUUCCGCGUGAAGCAGAGGAGCGCGGUUCGUUGUCGCCUUUUAAACGCGGCGGCGGCGGCGGCAAGCCGAGCGGCCGGAGGGCGCGGGGUGGGGGGGGGGGUCCCGGCAGGGCGGCGACCCGGCGGGUGAGGAUGCAGAGCGGGCCAAUCAGAUGGCGCGGGAGGGCUGGAGGGCUGGAGGAGCGGAGCGCUGGUUGGCUGCCUAGGCACGUCAGUUGCCUUUCUGUCUGCCAAUCAGAUUGCCGGGGGGGCGGGCGUCGAGGGCUGGGUACUGCGCAUGCCCCAAAGAGCGAGCGCUGAUAGGCGGAGAGAUGCUGAUUGGCGUGCCGCCCGCAGCCAAUGAUGUUGCCGAAGGGGCGGGCGUUGCGGCGUCCCUAGUGCGCAUGCCCCAGCCGCGAUCGCUGAUAGGCGGCGAGAGAGGUGAUUGACGUGUCCCGGGGAGCCAACCGGGAUGCGGCAAGGGGCGGGAGCUGCGGUCUCCCUACUGCGCAUGCCCCAGCCGCGAUCGCUGAUAGGCGGCAAGAGGGCUGAUUGACGUGUCCCGGGGAGCCAACCGGGAUGCGGCAAGGGGCGGGUGCUGCGGUCUCCCUACUGCGCAUGCCCAAACCGCCAGCGCUGAUAGGUCCGCGGUGUCUCGGUGCCGCGCCGUGGGGGGAGACCGGGAGCGAACGGGAACGGGGGUCGGGGCGGCUGCGGAGCGCUCGCUGCGGCCGGCGCCCGGGCAUCGGGAGGCGGGCGGCUCAGGGCCGCCCUUCGUGAGGUUUCCCGGAGGCGGCAGAAGGGCGGAGGGGAAGGAGGGGACAGCCGGGGACCUCCCGCCGCGCGCGUGUCCGGGGCGCGGCGGCUGUCGGUGCCCGCGGAGCCCGGCGGGACGGCGGGGGAGCGCGAGGGGCACGGAGCGGCGAAAGAGGCGGCAGGUGAGUGCGGCAGCGGCGAGGGUGACCGUGCCGUUGGAACGGGGGGAGCGGGAGGGGGCGGCGCGGCGCGGCGCGGAGGCGUUCGGUUCCGGUUCCCCCCCCCGCCCCCCCCGCCCCCCCCCCGCCCUUACGGCCGCGCUGGCGAAGCUGCUGGGAGGCGUGCGGUCCGGAGCCGCGUCUCCCUCCGGCGCAGCGCCCGUGCCCGGUGCGGCAGCCCCUCCGGGAGCGGCGCAGCCCCCGUCGGUCGCGGGGACGGUUACAAGCAGAGCUAAGGCGCGGUUGCGGGCGGGCUGGGUGGCGUGGCGAGCGGGGCGCCGCUCCGGCGGGAGCUCGGGGCGAGCCCCGGCGGGUUCCGUGUCCUGCGGGCGCGGCUUUCGCGCCGCGGCUCUCUCUGUGCGCUUUUUUGUUUGGUCGCGUUUGUUUUUUGGGGUUUUUUUGGCGGGAUUCCCGCGAAACGCGGCACGAGCGCUCGCCCGGGGCUGCCGCGGCGGGUCUCAGUGGCGCCGUCCUGUGGGCAAAGCGCGGUACUGCACCCGGCCGCCCCAACGCGGUGCCGCGGCGCGCCUCGGUGCUGCCGCCCUGUGGCGAAACUCGGGUACUGCAGCGCACGGCAAGGGGGGGGGGCAGAGACGCCGAUCGAGCCGCGGGGGUUCGCGGUCGGGUCUGUGCGUGCCGGUGUCCGUCCCCCCCCGACGGGGGUCAGGUCCCCAUUGGUGUGCAAACGACAUCCCUCCCUCGGGGCCUCCUUAAACGUUUAAUGACGUAAAUAUUGCUCCUGCUAACGUUGUCGGCGCGGCUUCUUUCCUCAGGGGAUCCGUCCGGCAGUCGGUGGCCCACGGUUGCUCGGCAACAGCAGAAGCGGAUUGAAGGGACCGGCCGCUGGAGGAUGCCGAAGCCUCCCGGGUCAGCGGUGGGAGCAGCUUUGCGUAAAGCGAGGGGUACGUGAAGCCGGGCGUGCGGUGCCGACCGCCCAGCAGGUAAGGGAAGCUAAAGCUUUACCUCCAGGGACUUCUGCCCAGAAAGCUGAAGCAAUUGCUCUCGCGUGAGCUGUAGAGUUACGCAAAGAGAAGAAGAUUAGUAGCUGCACUGCAGGUUUCUUGAAGGGUGCGGGCCCUUGAAGCCGUUUGAAAAGAAUAAAGUGUAUUAACGGCACAAGGGAGGCAGAUUAAACGUGAUGCUCCGGUUGCUGGAAGCUGUGCUGUUGCGAGGAGAGUUGCCGUCACGCGUUGCAACGGGCCUCAGAAGGGAAACGCUGCUCAGGAAACUGGCCAUAAAUUGGCAGGCUCCGCUGUCAAACCAGCCACCGAGAGGACCGAGACCGGUACGGAAGCCGCGUCUCUGAGCCCAGGUGGCCGUGUCCUCCAGCCAACGUCAGGGAACUGUAACAAAGAGGAUAAGCAAUUAAUAGGAGAUUAAUAGCCCGAUCAGAAUUAGGGUCCAAAGGAGCCGUCACCGGCGACGGGAGAGCAGCGGCGCCUCGCGGCGCGAGGAGCUGACGCGCUCUGUCGAGAUCGGACGAACAGGUAAGAGCGAAUUUAGAAGCCCUGUGCGAGCGAGGCAAUGGGAAACGUGCCUAGAAAACCGUCUUGAUGGUGCACACGGGGCACAGACAAGAGCAGCCGGACGAGGGAAACGUACCAGGACAACGCUGGCAAAGGGAGUUCUCCGAGCUGCCUGGAAAAGGGGGGUGUCGAUACCGGCCGGCACGAACGGCUCCCUUCUCGGGUCGGCCGGAAGCGUUGCCGUGCCGGGGGGCGGCUGCCGGCCUGCGGGCCGGGGGCUGCGGCUGUUUGGGGCGCUGCCCCCGCUUUGUUUUCCUCGGGGAGCCCCCCCACGUUCGGGGGCUUGUGGGACGUGCACGUGCGAAUGACACGGUGUUCCCAGCUGCUCUGUUCUCUGCCUUGUUUUUUCAGACGCCUGUCCCUGUUUUCUCUUCCCGCUUUUGAAGAGAAGCUGCCGAGUUAGCGUACGCUGCGGUGAAGUUCUACAAGAUGCGGCCCUCAGGAACCGGUUGACGUGAGGGAAAUGCUUUCUGACCGCCUGCGCGGUGAGGGGACGUUUUUCACCUUUUAGCUCCUUCUGCACGACAAGAGGGAGACGGAAGGUUAAGUAACACGUUGUUUAGGAGCUGAGAGCUUGGUUUGCAUUUAACUAAUAAUUAAGAGACGUGUUGUCAGCGAGAAACUAAACGAUUACAACUAACCUCAUCAAAUGAAGUAAAGACAGGCCAGCCAGGCGUGGUGGUGGAGUUGCUCUCUAUGUGAGAGAGCAGCUACAGUGUACUAAAUUCUGCCCAGGAGCGGAUGAGGAGCGAGUUGAGAGUGUAUGGGUCAGGAUCAAGGGGCAGGCUGGCAGGGGUGACACUGCUGUGGGCGUCUGUUGCAGGCCACCAGAUCAGGCUGAGGAAGCUGAUGAGGCCUUCUAUGGGCAGCUGAGAGCGGCCUCACGGUCACAGGCCCUGUUGUUGUGGGGGAUUUUAAGUUCCCUGGUGUUUGCUGGAAGGACCGUUCAGCCAGCCAGCCACAGUCCAGGAGGUUCCUGCCGUGCAUCGGUGAGAACCGCCUCAUGCAGGUGGUGGAGGAGCCGACUGGGAGAGGUGCACUGCUGGAUCUCAUCCUCGCUAGCAAGGAGGGUCUGGUCGAAGCAGGAAAGGUUGAGGGCUGCCUGGGCUGCAGUGACCACGAGAAGGUGGAGUUCAGCAUCUUGGGUGGCAGGAACAGAACAGCAAGUAGAAUUGCAACCCUGGACUUUAGCAGGGCUAACUUUGGCCUUUUCAAGCAAUUGCUGGGGGAAAUCCCACGGGCAAGACUGCUUGAAGGAAAAGGGGCCCGAGAUAGCUGGGUUGCAUUCAGAGAUUGCUUCUUCCACCUCAGGAUCAGAGCAUCCCCACACGAAGGGAGUCGAGGAAGGGAGCCAGGAGGCCUGCGUGGUUGAACAGGGACCUGUUGGGUAUGCUCAAGCAGAAGAGGAGAGUUUGCAGGUCAUGGAGGCAGGGGCUGGCCACUUGGGAGGAAUAUAGGGCUGCUGUUAGAGGAUGCAGGAAGGCAGCUAGGAUAGCCAAGGCCCCCUAGAAUUACAGCUGGCGAGAGGGGUCAAGGACAGCAAAAAGAGCUUUUUCAAAUACAUAGCAGAUAAAACUAACACCAGAGGCAAUGUAGGCCCACUGAUGAACGGGGUGGGUGCCCUGGUGGCAGAAGAUACAGAGGAGGCAGAAUUCCUGAAUGCCUUCUUUGUCUCUGUCUACUCUGCCGGAGGCCGUCCUGGGGAGCCCUGUACCCCUGAGACCCCGGAUGAAGCCAGGUCAGUGGAGGAGUUUGCUUUAGUCGAUGAGGACUGGGUUAGGGAGCAAUUAAAUAGUCUGGACAUCCAUAAAUCCACGGGUCCGGAUGGGAUGCACCCGCGGGUGCUGAGGGAGCCGGCUGAAGUCACUGCUGGACCGCUCUCCGUCAUCUUUGCCAAGUCUUGGGAAACGGGGGAGGUGCCCGAGGAUUGGAGGAAAGCAAAUGUCACUGCAGUCUUCAAAAAGGGCAAGAAGGAGGACCCGGGUAAUUAGAGACCGGUCAGCCUCUCCUCUGUCCCUGGGAAAGUAAUGGAACAGCUUCGUCUGGACAACAGAGCAGUGAGGUGGGUUGCAAACUGGCUUAAGGAGAGAAGCCAGAGAGCGGUAGUCAAUGGUGCGGAGUCCAGCUGGAGGCCAGUAUCCAGUGCAGUGCCUCAGGGGUCAGCGCUGGGGCCAAUGUUAUUCAGUAUAUUCAUUAACGAUUUGGACGAGGGAAUAGAGUGCACUAUCGGCAAGUUUGCUGAUGACACCAAGCUGGGAGGGGUGGCUGACACGCCAGAAGGCUGUGCUGCCAUCAGAGACCUGGACAGGCUGGAGAGUUGGGCGGGGAAUAACCUGAUGAAAUUUGACAAGGGCAAGUGUAGAGUCCUGCACCUGGGCAGGAACAACCCCAGGUUCCAGUAUAGGUUGGGAAAUUACAUAUUAGAGAGCAGUGUAGGGGAAAGGGACCUGGGGGUCCUGGUGGACAGCAGGGUGACCAUGAGCCAGCCCUGUGCCCUUGUGGCCAGGAAGGCCAAUGGCAUCCUGGGGUGUAUUAGAAGGGGGGUGGUUAGUAGGUGGAGAGAGGUCCUCCUUCCCCUCUGCUCCGCCCUGGUGAGACCGCAUCUGGAAUAUUGUGUCCAGUUGUGGGCCCCUCAGUUCCAGAAGGACAGGGAACUGCUGGAGAGGGUCCAGCGUAGGGCAACCAAGAUGAUUAAGGGAGUGGAGCAUCUCCCGUGUGAGGAAAGGCUGAGGGAGCUGGGGCUCUUUAGUUUGGAGAAGAGGAGACUAAGGGGGGACCUUAUCAAUGUUUAUAAAUACAUAAAGGGUGAGUGCCAUGAGGAUGGAGCCAGGCUCUUCUCGGUGGCAAACAACGAUAGGACAAGGGGUAAUGGGAUCAAGCUGGAACACAAGAGGUUCCGCUUAAAUUUGAGAAGAAACUUCUUCUCAGUGAGGGUGGCAGAGCCUGGCCCAGGCUGCCCAGGGGGGUUGCGGAGCCUCCUUCUCUGGAGACAUUCAAAACCCGCCUGGACGUGCUCCUGUGCGACCUCACCUGGGCGUUCCUGCUCCACGGGGGGAUUGGACUGGAUGAUCUUUUGAGGUCCCUUCCCGUCCCAAACAUACUGUGAUACUGUGAAGAAUGCGGCUUAGCAGCGCUGCUGACUCUGCCGUCCCGUUCCCUUCCCCGUUUCAGCCGGCGAGGUGGCCGGAGGACCCGCUCUGUGCGGCCGCGGGGCCCGCGGAGUCGAGGGCUCUGUCGGCGCGCCCCGGGGGUUUCUCUGGAGAGACUCCUCGUCUCGGUCGCGUCGCGGCGGGGACGGACGAGGACCUCUGGCGAGGGGUCUUUCUGCGCUGGGAGCCGGGACCGGGCACGCGCUCGCGGGGCGUCCGUAAGUCGCGGUACGGAAUUUAGGCAGGAUAGCGCGCACGGGCUUGCGAGCGCCUUACAGGCGUGCGGUGGUUGCUCGUGCGGCCAGCUUUUGGUGUCGGUUGUUCCGGCGCUCCGUCGCGGUGUAGAGCCGGCCCCGUACGUAGCGGUGAGGCGUACCGCAGUUCGGUUUGAUUCUCGGAUAGGCCUCGGCUCUGACUGUGCACUCGAACGCCAAAACCUACAGCGGAAGCUGCGGUGGCUUUAGCGUGCAAGGGGCGCGAGCGCCGUGAAGCCGCCCGUGUGGCCGAGCGUCCCGAUCGCGGCGCUGAGCGUUAGACGGACUUGAGCCGCGUGCCGGAAUUGUUUUGUUUUGGAGAGGGCGGGAUAAACCUGGAGCACAACUUGUGAGGGCGGUACGUCGUGGGCAGGUUUUAGUAUUGCCUGUGGAGUGCCGCUAGAAGCGUUCGUAGUUCUUGCUUGUCUCUGUUACAAGAUGAGCCGUGUCGUCCUGCGUGACGCGUAACGGGAGGACGGCGCGGUAGCGGUGCUCUGCACAAGAGCCCGUUGGGCGGUAUUUUAGCUCGUGGGAAAGGGAUUGGGGAACCACCUGGUGGGAAUGCGAGGAGAGCAGCCCUGGCGGAAUCUGAGGAGCCGAGGCCGUUGUAUAAAUUGGACAAGGAAGGAAAGGCUGCGGGCACAGCGCGGUGCUGCACCCGGCCGCCCCAACGCGGAACUCUAAUGUGGAAUUCCUGUGUUUCAGAGGGGGAGCUGUGACCGCCCCGUGCUCAGCAGACCCCCCAGCCCGGGUGGGGGGAGCAGCGCCGGAGCGGGAGACGCGGCUCCGUCCUCCGUCCCCAGCGUGCCGGGGGGCGGCUGCCGGCCUGUGGGACGUGGCUGCGGCUGUUCGGGGCGCUGCCCCCCCAUGUUUGGGCGCUCUGGUAUGUACAUAGGUAAAUGGCGUUUUAAAGUAACGUGCUGCCCGCUGGGGCUGUUUUCCUUUUCUACCUUUUUUUUUUUUGAGUGAAUAAAUGGGGGGACUCGGGGGGUGACGAUGACGUUACUGGAGGAGCAGGCCAGUGAGAGAUGGGGGCAUUCAGCCCCAAAACGCCUGAACAGUCAUGGGUGGGGUGUUUAGUGGUGCUGUGGGGAGGAGAAAUUUCUCCCUGUCCGUUGCAGAGAAAACAGAACAAUCCCACAUCAAAGCUGUCCUAGAGAAGUACUUGCUGUUUGUCAUUGCGGUUCUAGAGCAGCCCGAUGUGCUGUUAAAGGUUGUGGUGGUGCGGGUCAGGGAUCCCCAGGCUGUGCCGAGACCGCAGGACGGCUGCUGGUGGAACAAAGUCAAGGACAGCUUCUCAGAGUAAGAACCUCUCUAUUUGUUCUCCUCGGGACACAUCCCUUUGCCUCUGGACCCCUCACAAGCUCACUCGCCACCUUGUUCCCUCAGAAACCCGUUUCCUCCCAGUUCCUCUGCGAUUACCCUGCCUGCCUUUGGGUCCCUGCAGGCUCGUUGGUGGCAUCACGGUGCCUGUUUGACCUUUUGCCCCGUUAAAUUCCACUCUUUUCUCUCUUCCCCUCAAAACUUCCCCGGUUGCUCUUGUCACAUCCCAGAGGCCUCAUUUUCCCCUCUUGUCUCCUCUCAGGACCCCCCAUCUGUUGGCCCCUGUCGAGGGUUUAGAUUGCGGGGUGACAGUAAAACCCUGGCAGAUGUAUUGUUAACCCCGUCUCCCCCCCACUUCCCCCUUUUGCCCCUCCCUCUCCCCCCUUCCCACUCAGGACAGGCGAUCCGGAGGGAAAGAAGGACAGAGAGAAGAGAGUUGGAAAAACUGGCAAUGUUUUACUAAUGCUAUAUUAAGAGUAGAGAAAAUAAUACAAAACCAAUCCUGAAAGUCUCAGCAACUGCAGAGCCGGCACCUGAAGUCCUGGACUGGACUCUGCAGCCAACCGGAGCUGGAUUCAGUCUCUCAGCAGGCCUCAGUUUGCAGGGACGACUAGCAAGGUCCUCUCCUAAUGUCACCAUAAGCAGAAGGGACGAAAAGGGGCAAAGAGGACAAGAUCCUCAUGAUCUGCCACUUCUAUAUGAAGUAUUCAUGUGAAGGGGAUGUUAUACACGGUUGGUCAGUUUGUUGGUCACCUGUUUCUUGUUGCUCCUCUUGCAAGAUGUGAAUCUGUCCUUAUCAACAAGUAAGCAUUCCAUUGCAAUGUUUAUCAAAACAUGUAUGUGUCUGGUUCUCCAGGAAAAGGCAGCUAAUAUGAAGCUUUAGCUGACAGGCAAAUUCAUGCUGUCUGCCUAUCAGAUUGCCGGAGGGGCGGGCGUCGAGGGCUGGGUACUGCGUGCCGCCCGCAGCCAAUGAUGGUGCGGAAGAGGCGGGCGUUGCGGUGUCCCUACUGCGCAUGCCCCAGUCGCGAGCGCUGAUAGGCGGAGAGGGAGAUGAUUGACGUGUCCCGGGGAGCGAACCGGGAUGCGGCAAGGGGCGGGUGCUGCAGUCUCCCUAGUGCGCAUGCCCAAACCGCGAGCGCUGAUAGGUCCGCGGUGUCUCGGGGCCGGGGCCGGGGGGGGAGACCGGGAGCGAACGGGAACGGGGGUCGGGGCGGCUGCGGAGCGCUCGCUGCGGCCGGCGCCCGGGCAUCGGGAGGCGGGCGGCUCAGGGCCGCCCUUCGUGAGGUUUCCCGGAGGCGGCAGAAGGGCGGAGGGGAAGGAGGGGACAGCCGGGGACCUCCCGCCGCGCGCGUGUCCGGGGCGCGGCGGCUGUCGGUGCCCGCGGAGCCCGGCGGGACGGCGGGGGAGCGCGAGGGGCACGGAGCGGCGAAAGAGGCGGCAGGUGAGUGCGGCAGCGGCGAGGGUGACCGUGCCGUUGGAACGGGGGGAGCGGGAGGGGGCGGCGCGGCGCGGAGGCGUUCGGUUCCGGUUCCCCCCCCCGCCCCCCCCGCCCCCCCCCGCCCUUACGGCCGCGCUGGCGAAGCUGCUGGGAGGCGUGCGGUCCGGAGCCGCGUCUCCCUCCGGCGCAGCGCCCGUGCCCGGUGCGGCAGCCCCUCCGGGAGCGGCGCAGCCCCCGUCGGUCGCGGGGACGGUUACAAGCAGAGCUAAGGCGCGGUUGCGGGCGGGCUGGGUGGCGUGGCGAGCGGGGCGCCGCUCCGGCGGGAGCUCGGGGCGAGCCCCGGCGGGUUCCGUGUCCUGCGGGCGCGGCUUUCGCGCCGCGGCUCUCUCUGUGCGCUUUUUUGUUUGGUCGCGUUUGUUUUUUGGGGUUUUUUUGGCGGGAUUCCCGCGAAACGCGGCACGAGCGCUCGCCCGGGGCUGCCGCGGCGGGUCUCAGUGGCGCCGUCCUGUGGGCAAAGCGCGGUACUGCACCCGGCCGCCCCAACGCGGUGCCGCGGCGCGCCUCGGUGCUGCCGCCCUGUGGCGAAACUCGGGUACUGCAGCGCACGGCAAGGGGGGGGGGCAGAGACGCCGAUCGAGCCGCGGGGGUUCGCGGUCGGGUCUGUGCGUGCCGGUGUCCGUCCCCCCCCGACGGGGGUCAGGUCCCCAUUGGUGUGCAAACGACAUCCCUCCCUCGGGGCCUCCUUAAACGUUUAAUGACGUAAAUAUUGCUCCUGCUAACGUUGUCGGCGCGGCUUCUUUCCUCAGGGGAUCCGUCCGGCAGUCGGUGGCCCACGGUUGCUCGGCAACAGCAGAAGCGGAUUGAAGGGACCGGCCGCUGGAGGAUGCCGAAGCCUCCCGGGUCAGCGGUGGGAGCAGCUUUGCGUGAAGCGAGGGGUACGUGAAGCCGGGCGUGCGGUGCCGACCGCCCAGCAGGUAAGGGAAGCUAAAGCUUUACCUCCAGGGACUUCUGCCCAGAAAGCUGAAGCAAUUGCUCUCGCGUGAGCUGUAGAGUUACGCAAAGAGAAGAAGAUUAGUAGCUGCACUGCAGGUUUCUUGAAGGGUGCGGGCCCUUGAAGCCGUUUGAAAAGAAUAAAGUGUAUUAACGGCACAAGGGAGGCAGAUUAAACGUGAUGCUCCGGUUGCUGGAAGCUGUGCUGUUGCUAGGAGAGUUGCCGUCACGCGUUGCAACGGGCCUCAGAAGGGAAACGCUGCUCAGGAAACUGGCCAUAAAUUGGCAGGCUCCGCUGUCAAACCAGCCACCGAGAGGACCGAGACCGGUACGGAAGCCGCGUCUCUGAGCCCAGGUGGCCGUGUCCUCCAGCCAACGUCAGGGAACUGUAACAAAGAGGAUAAGCAAUUAAUAGGAGAUUAAUAGCCCGAUCAGAAUUAGGGUCCAAAGGAGCCGUCACGGGCGACGGGAGAGCAGCGGCGCCUCGCGGCGCGAGGAGCUGACGCGCUCUGUCGAGAUCGGACGAACAGGUAAGAGCGAAUUUAGAAGCCCUGUGCGAGCGAGGCAAUGGGAAACGUGCCUAGAAAACCGUCUUGAUAGUGCACACGGGGUACAGACAAGAGCAGCCGGACGAGGGAAACGUACCAGGACGACACUGGCAAAGGGAGUUCUCCGAGCUGCCUGGAAAAGGGGGGUGUCGAUACCGGCCGGCACGAACAGCUCCCUUCUCGGGUCGGCCGGAAGCGUUGCCGUGCCGGGGGGCGGCUGCCGGCCUGCGGGCCGGGGCUGCGGCUGUUUGGGGCGCUGCCCCCGCUUUGUUUUCCUCGGGGAGCCCCCCCACGUUCGGGGGCUUGUGGGACGUGCACGUGCGAAUGACACGGUGUUCCCAGCUGCUCUGUUCUCUGCCUUGUUUUUUCAGGUGCCUGUCCCUGUUUUCUCUUCCCGCUUUUGAAGAGAAGCUGCCGAGUCAGCGUACGCUGCGGUGAAGUUCUACAAGAUGCAGCCCUCAGGAACCGGUUGACGUGAGGGAAAUGCUUUCUGACCGCCUGCGCGGUGAGGGGACGUUUUUCACCUUUUAGCUCCUUCUGCACGACAAGAGGGAGACGGAAGGUUAAGUAACACGUUGUUUAGGAGCUGAGAGCUUGGUUUGCAUUUAACUAAUAAUUAAGAGACGUGUUGUCAGCGAGAAACUAAACGAUUACAACUAACCUCAUCAAAUGAAGUAAAGACAGGCCAGCCAGGCGUGGUGGUGGAGUUGCUCUCUAUGUGAGAGAGCAGCUACAGUGUACUAAAUUCUGCCCAGGAGCGGAUGAGGAGCGAGUUGAGAGUGUAUGGGUCAGGAUCAAGGGGCAGGCUGGCAGGGGUGACACUGCUGUGGGCGUCUGUUACAGGCCACCAGAUCAGGCCGAGGAAGCUGAUGAGGCCUUCUAUGGGCAGCUGAGAGCGGCCUCACGGUCACAGGCCCUGGUUGUUGUGGGGGAUUUUAAGUUCCCUGCUGUUUGCUGGAAGGACCGUUCAGCCAGCCAGCCACAGUCCAGGAGGUUCCUGCCGUGCAUCGGUGAGAACCGCCUCAUGCAGGUGGUGGAGGAGCCGACUGGGAGAGGUGCACUGCUGGAUCUCAUCCUCGCUAGCAAGGAGGGUCUGGUCGAAGCAGGAAAGGUUGAGGGCUGCCUGGGCUGCAGUGACCACGAGAAGGUGGAGUUCAGCAUCUUGGGUGGCAGGAACAGAACAGCAAGUAGAAUUGCAACCCUGGACUUUAGCAGGGCUAACUUUGGCCUUUUCAAGCAAUUGCUGGGGGAAAUCCCACGGGCAAGACUGCUUGAAGGAAAAGGGGCCCGAGAUAGCUGGGUUGCAUUCAGAGAUUGCUUCUUCCACGCUCAGGAUCAGAGCAUCCCCACACGAAGGGAGUCGAGGAAGGGAGCCAGGAGGCCUGCGUGGUUGAACAGGGAUCUGUUGGGUAUGCUCAAGCAGAAGAGGAGAGUUUGCAGGUCAUGGAGGCAGGGGCUGGCCACUUGGGAGGAAUAUAGGGCUGCUGUUAGAGGAUGCAGGAAGGCAGCUAGGAUAGCCAAGGCCCCCUAGAAUUACAGCUGGCGAGAGGGGUCAAGGACAGCAAAAAGAGCUUUUUCAAAUACAUAGCAGAUAAAACUAACACCAGAGGCAAUGUAGGCCCACUGAUGAACGGGGUGGGUGCCCUGGUGGCAGAAGAUACAGAGGAGGCAGAAUUCCUGAAUGCCUUCUUUGUCUCUGUCUACUCUGCCGGAGGCCGUCCUGGGGAGCCCUGUACCCCUGAGACCCCGGAUGAAGCCAGGUCAGUGGAGGAGUUUGCUUUAGUCGAUGAGGACUGGGUUAGGGAGCAAUUAAAUAGUCUGGACAUCCAUAAAUCCACGGGUCCGGAUGGGAUGCACCCGCGGGUGCUGAGGGAGCCGGCUGAAGUCACUGCUGGACCGCUCUCCGUCAUCUUUGCCAAGUCUUGGGAAACGGGGGAGGUGCCCGAGGAUUGGAGGAAAGCAAAUGUCACUGCAGUCUUCAAAAAGGGCAAGAAGGAGGACCCGGGUAAUUAGAGACCGGUCAGCCUCUCCUCUGUCCCUGGGAAAGUAAUGGAACAGCUUCGUCUGGACAACAGAGCAGUGAGGUGGGUUGCAAACUGGCUUAAGGAGAGAAGCCAGAGAGCGGUAGUCAAUGGUGCGGAGUCCAGCUGGAGGCCAGUAUCCAGUGCAGUGCCUCAGGGGGCAGCGCUGGGGCCAAUAUUAUUCAAUAUAUUCAUUAACGAUUUGGACGAGGGAAUAGAGUGCACUAUCGGCAAGUUUGCUGAUGACACCAAGCUGGGAGGGGUGGCUGACACGCCAGAAGGCUGUGCUGCCAUCAGAGACCUGGACAGGCUGGAGAGUUGGGCGGGGAAUAACCUGAUGAAAUUUGACAAGGGCAAGUGUAGAGUCCUGCACCUGGGCAGGAACAACCCCAGGUUCCAGUAUAGGUUGGGAAAUUACAUGUUAGAGAGCAGUGUAGGGGAAAGGGACCUGGGGGUCCUGGUGGACAGCAGGGUGACCAUGAGCCAGCCCUGUGCCCUUGUGGCCAGGAAGGCCAAUGGCAUCCUGGGGUGUAUUAGAAGGGGGGUGGUUAGUAGGUGGAGAGAGGUCCUCCUUCCCCUCUGCUCCGCCCUGGUGAGACCGCAUCUGGAAUAUUGUGUCCAGUUGUGGGCCCCUCAGUUCCAGAAGGACAGGGAACUGCUGGAGAGGGUCCAGCGUAGGGCAACCAAGAUGAUUAAGGGAGUGGAGCAUCUCCCGUGUGAGGAAAGGCUGAGGGAGCUGGGGCUCUUUAGUUUGGAGAAGAGGAGACUAAGGGGGGACCUUAUCAAUGUUUAUAAAUACAUAAAGGGUGAGUGCCAUGAGGAUGGAGCCAGGCUCUUCUCGGUGGCAAACAACGAUAGGACAAGGGGUAAUGGGAUCAAGCUGGAACACAAGAGGUUCCGCUUAAAUUUGAGAAGAAACUUCUUCUCAGUGAGGGUGGCAGAGCCUGGCCCAGGCUGCCCAGGGGGGUUGCGGAGCCUCCUUCUCUGGAGACAUUCAAAACCCGCCUGGACGUGCUCCUGUGCGACCUCACCUGGGCGUUCCUGCUCCACGGGGGGAUUGGACUGGAUGAUCUUUUGAGGUCCCUUCCCGUCCCAAACAUACUGUGAUACUGUGAAGAAUGCGGCUUAGCAGCGCUGCUGACUCUGCCGUCCCGUUCCCUUCCCCGUUUCAGCCGGCGAGGCGGCCGGAGGACCCGCUCUGUGCGGCCGCGGGGCCCGCGGAGUCGAGGGCUCUGUCGGCGCGCCCCGGGGGUUUCUCUGGAGAGACUCCUCGUCUCGGUCGCGUGGCGGCGGGGACGGACGAGGACCUCUGGCGAGGGGUCUUUCUGCGCUGGGAGCCGGGACCGGGCACGCGCUCGCGGGGCGUCCGUAAGUCGCGGUACGGAAUUUAGGCAGGAUAGCGCGCACGGGCUUGCGAGCGCCUUACAGGCGUGCGGUGGUUGCUCGUGCGGCCAGCUUUUGGUGUCGGUUGUUCCGGCGCUCCGUCGCGGUGUAGAGCCGGCCCCGUACGUAGCGGUGAGGCGUACCGCAGUUCGGUUUGAUUCUCGGAUAGGCCUCGGCUCUGACUGUGCACUCGAACGCCAAAACCUACAGCGGAAGCUGCGGUGGCUUUAGCGUGCAAGGGGCGCGAGCGCCGUGAAGCCGCCCGUGUGGCCGAGCGUCCCGAUCGCGGCGCUGAGCGUUAGACGGACUUGAGCCGCGUGCCGGAAUCGUUUUGUUUUGGAGAGGGCGGGAUAAACUUGGAGCACAACUUGUGAGGGCGGUACGUCGUGGGCAGGUUUUAGUAUUGCCUGUGGAGUGCCGCUAGAAGCGUUCGUAGUUCUUGCUUGUCUCUGUUACAAGAUGAGCCGUGUCGUCCUGCGUGACGCGUAACGGGAGGACGGCGCGGUAGCGGUGCUCUGCAAAAGAGCCCGUUGGGGGGUAUUUUAGCUCGCGGGAAAGGGAUUGGGGAACCACCUGGUGGGAAUGCGAGGAGAGCAGCCCUGGCGGAAUCUGAGGAGCCGAGGCCGUUGUAUAAAUUGGACAAGGAAGGAAAGGCUGCGGGCAAAGCGCGGUGCUGCACCCGGCCGCCCCAGUGCGGUGCCGCGGCGCGCCUCGGUGCUGCCGCCCUGUGGCGAAACCCCGGUACUGCAGCGCACGGCAAGGGGGGGGGGCAGAUGCCGCGAUUGAGAGACGGGGACGCAACUUGAUGCAAGCAAAGUGUCCACUUUAUUGCUCUUCACACAAUUCUUUUAUACUGUUACAUGCAUAACAACUACUAUCGUGGAUUAUGCUGAUUGGCACAACAAUUAAUUAUCUCAUACAUAUUACAAAGGCUGAGCUCAUGAUAGGUUAGUAAGAGCAUGCAAAUCUGUCCUAGCUCCUUGUUACUAUCGUGUCCUGUGUGCUGGGCAAGCUUUACAGGCUGCUUUCUCACAGCCACAAGGUCCUGUUGCUAAACAGGACAUUCCCAUCUAUCAUCACAAGUUUCUGCUCUUUGUGCUUACAUCUGCAUGUUGUAACUUUUCACGGCCCUUAGUAAUUUUCCAUGCUAACACAACAGGUCGAGUAGCUAGAACUAGCAUAUUAACUAUAGAUAUAUAUUUUUGCUAAUAUCCUAUAAGCCUAGAUAACCCACAGGCAGAGACGCCGAUCGAGCCGCGGGGGUUCGCGGUCGGGUCUGUGCGUGCCGGUGUCCGUCCCCCCCGACGGGGGUCAGGUCCCCAUUGGUGUGCAAACGACACCCCUCCCUCGAUGGCUCCUUAGGAGGGUUAAUCCCAGUCCUCGUUCUUUUGGCAGCGGCGGGUCUGUGACCUCGCGGGAAGCCCAGGCUGCUGCACAGAGCUCGUCGGGAGCGGGAGCCGCGGAGGCGGGGGGCCUCGACGAGCCAGAGCUGCGUCAGACGGAGGGGGGCGCGCGCGCUGCCCGGGGGCCGCGUCCGGCGGAGCCGAAGUGACCUGCGGCGGCAACGAGCGGGAGCCGCUCGGAGCUGGAGCGGCCGUUGGCCGCGCCUUCCCUGGGGAGGUGAGCGCGGGGAGCCCGGCCUCUCUCUCCCUCGGGGAUUAAACCCGCGCCCGUCCGCGCCCUUCCCGGGGGCGGCGGCGAGGCGGGUUCCCCCGGCUCUCCCGGGGCGGCCCCGCUGCCGGGGGGCGCGGGCGAGGCGGCGGCAGCGCCUCCUCGGUGCCGGGGGGCGGAGGGGAGAGAGACCUGCCGGCCGGAGCCGCGGGGCGCGCGGCCCCUCGGGCAGGGCGCUCCCGGUCUCUGGGCCGCAGGCCGGGGGCGGCAGACGGGUUCGGGUGCUCUGGCGUGCUUUUUAGCCAGCGUGGCCUUCUCCGCGCCGUGAAGAAAAUCCCGCGCGGUCGAUUCCGCUCGCCGCUCGGGAGAUGCCGCGUCUCUGGGGCCGUGGACUGGGGAAGAACGUUUGCGAGUUGGAGGGCGCUACAAGAUAUUCCGCGGGGAAGCCGGAGAAGAGGCAAAUUGGCUGUCAGCGGAGUUGCGUUCCUUCGGUUUAGGACGUUCAGCUUGUCCUUCCAGAGAAGGAGCAGUCGUGGGUAGGGCCGAGAGAGGCUUUUAGGCGCGUGAUCGGAAUUGGAGCCAAAUGGCACUCGACGUUGCCGCCGUGGGUCUUGGCUUUCAGUGGUUUCCCCGCGGCUGCCUGGUGUUUGGGAGCUCGGAGCGGGCAUUUUUUUUCCCCCAAGGAGAGGCUGUGCUUGAAACAGAACUUGCUUGAAGAAGACAGACGAGGCGGGUGAGGAUGCAGAGCGGGCCAAUCAGAUCGCUCGGGAGGGCUGGAGGGGCGGAGCGCCGAUAGGCGGGGAGCAUGGCAAUUGAUGUGCGUAGGCAGCCAAUGAGGUUGCCGGGGGGGCGGGCGUUGCGGUGUCCGUACUGCGCAUGCCCAACUUGCGCAGUCCUCAGUCAGGUCCGACGCUGAGGCGGGCACCUGGGGGCGGAGCGCGGGAAGGAGCAUCCAAUAGGAGGACGGCGCGGCGGGGUGGAAAGCAGCCAAUCAGAGCGCGCCGUCUCAAUCCCGUUUGAACAGCUGCCUCCCUGGCAAACGCGUCCGUGGGGUCCCGGGGCGGGUAGCGGGAGUUAACGGGGAAACGGGGGUCGGGGCGAGGGAGGGGAGGCUGUGGAGCGCUCAUUUUGGCCUCUCCGUCCCUUUUGCCUCUCUCUCCCUCUCUCUGUGUCUCCUUGUCUUGCUCCCUGUCCCUGUCUUUCUCUGGUAAGCUGACCUGCUCUUUGCCCUUCUUUUUUUGUGGAAUCACAGGCUCCUUCUGCUUGGAAAAGACACGUGCAGUUUUAAAUUUGGGUUUGAACUCUAGGGUUUUUUUUCCCCCAUUAGCGUAAGUGGACGGCACGUUGUCCUGUGGCUCAAUCCCCGUUCUGUUCCGUGGAGCCUUCAGUUUAGGAUGUUCAGGUAAGACAGUUUGUCCUUCCAGAGAAGGAGCAGUCACCGGUAGGACCGAGAGAGGCUUUUAAGCGCGUGAUCGGAACUGAAGCCAAAUGGCACUUGACGUUGCCGCUGUGGGUCUUGGCUUUCACUGGUUUCCCCGCGGCUCCCUGGUGUUGGGGAGCUCGGAGCGGGCACGUUUUUUUCCCCGAGGGGAGGCUGUGCUUAAAAAAGAACGUGUUUCCUCAGAGAAGUGCAAGUCCGCGUGCGUAAGACAGACAAAAACCCCAGCCAGCCUAGUCAAGUUCUGAGCGUGCGUCUGUCAGGCGGCUGCUUUACGUUGAGGAGCGCACGGCCGUGCAAUGGUAAGGGCGAAGGGCAAGGCAAGACAGAAGGGUUUUUCCUGCUGCGGGUGACCAGCCGCCCCCCUUUUCCGCGUGAAGCAGAGGAGCGCGGUUCGUUGUCGCCUUUUAAACGCGGCGGCGGCGGCGGCAAGCCGAGCGGCCGGAGGGCGCGGGGUGGGGGGGGGGGGUCCCGGCAGGGCGGCGACCCGGCGGGUGAGGAUGCAGAGCGGGCCAAUCAGAUGGCGCGGGAGGGCUGGAGGGCUGGAGGAGCGGAGCGCUGGUUGGCUGCCUAGGCACGUCAGUUGCCUUUCUGUCUGCCAAUCAGAUUGCCGGGGGGGCGGGCGUCGAGGGCUGGGUACUGCGCAUGCCCCAAAGAGCGAGCGCUGAUAGGCGGAGAGAUGCUGAUUGGCGUGCCGCCCGCAGCCAAUGAUGUUGCCGAAGGGGCGGGCGUUGCGGCGUCCCUAGUGCGCAUGCCCCAGCCGCGAUCGCUGAUAGGCGGCGAGAGAGGUGAUUGACGUGUCCCGGGGAGCCAACCGGGAUGCGGCAAGGGGCGGGAGCUGCGGUCUCCCUACUGCGCAUGCCCCAGCCGCGAUCGCUGAUAGGCGGCAAGAGGGCUGAUUGACGUGUCCCGGGGAGCCAACCGGGAUGCGGCAAGGGGCGGGUGCUGCGGUCUCCCUACUGCGCAUGCCCAAACCGCCAGCGCUGAUAGGUCCGCGGUGUCUCGGUGCCGCGCCGUGGGGGGAGACCGGGAGCGAACGGGAACGGGGGUCGGGGCGGCUGCGGAGCGCUCGCUGCGGCCGGCGCCCGGGCAUCGGGAGGCGGGCGGCUCAGGGCCGCCCUUCGUGAGGUUUCCCGGAGGCGGCAGAAGGGCGGAGGGGAAGGAGGGGACAGCCGGGGACCUCCCGCCGCGCGCGUGUCCGGGGCGCGGCGGCUGUCGGUGCCCGCGGAGCCCGGCGGGACGGCGGGGGAGCGCGAGGGGCACGGAGCGGCGAAAGAGGCGGCAGGUGAGUGCGGCAGCGGCGAGGGUGACCGUGCCGUUGGAACGGGGGGAGCGGGAGGGGCCGGCGCGGCGCGGCGCGGAGGCGUUCGGUUCCGGUUCCCCCCCCCGCCCCCCCCGCCCCCCCCCCGCCCUUACGGCCGCGCUGGCGAAGCUGCUGGGAGGCGUGCGGUCCGGAGCCGCGUCUCCCUCCGGCGCAGCGCCCGUGCCCGGUGCGGCAGCCCCUCCGGGAGCGGCGCAGCCCCCGUCGGUCGCGGGGACGGUUACAAGCAGAGCUAAGGCGCGGUUGCGGGCGGGCUGGGUGGCGUGGCGAGCGGGGCGCCGCUCCGGCGGGAGCUCGGGGCGAGCCCCGGCGGGUUCCGUGUCCUGCGGGCGCGGCUUUCGCGCCGCGGCUCUCUCUGUGCGCUUUUUUGUUUGGUCGCGUUUGUUUUUUGGGUUUUUUUUGGCGGGAUUCCCGCGAAACGCGGCACGAGCGCUCGCCCGGGGCUGCCGCGGCAGGUCUCAGUGGCGCCGUCCUGUGGGCAAAGCGCGGUACUGCACCCGGCCGCCCCAACGCGGUGCCGCGGCGCGCCUCGGUGCUGCCGCCCUGUGGCGAAACCCGGGUACUGCAGCGCACGGCAAGGUGGGGGGGCAGAGACGCCGAUCGAGCCGCGGGGGUUCGCGGUCGGGUCUGUGCGUGCCGGUGUCCGUCCCCCCCCGACGGGGAUCAGGUCCCCAUUGGUGUGCAAACGACAUCCCUCCCUCGGGGCCUCCUUAAACGUUUAAUGACGUAAAUAUUGCUCCUGCUAACGUUGUCGGCGCGGCUUCUUUCCUCAGGGGAUCCGUCCGGCAGUCGGUGGCCCACGGUCGCUCGGCAACAGCAGAAGCGGAUUGAAGGGACCGGCCGCUGGAGGAUGCCGAAGCCUCCCGGGUCAGCGGUGGGAGCAGCUUUGCGUGAAGCGAGGGGUACGUGAAGCCGGGCGUGCGGUGCCGACCGCCCAGCAGGUAAGGGAAGCUAAAGCUUUACCUCCAGGGACUUCUGCCCAGAAAGCUGAAGCAAUUGCUCUCGCGUGAGCUGUAGAGUUACGCAAAGAGAAGAAGAUUAGUAGCUGCACUGCAGGUUUCUUGAAGGGUGCGGGCCCUUGAAGCCGUUUGAAAAGAAUAAAGUGUAUUAACGGCACAAGGGAGGCAGAUUAAACGUGAUGCUCCGGUUGCUGGAAGCUGUGCUGUUGCUAGGAGAGUUGCCGUCACGCGUUGCAACGGGCCUCAGAAGGGAAACGCUGCUCAGGAAACUGGCCAUAAAUUGGCAGGCUCCGCUGUAAAACCAGCCACCGAGAGGACCGAGACCGGUACGGAAGCCGCGUCUCUGAGCCCAGGUGGCCGUGUCCUCCAGCCAACGUCAGGGAACUGUAACAAAGAGGAUAAGCAAUUAAUAGGAGAUUAAUAGCCCGAUCAGAAUUAGGGUCCAAAGGAGCCGUCACCGGCGACGGGAGAGCAGCGGCGCCUCGCGGCGCGAGGAGCUGACGCGCUCUGUCGAGAUCGGACGAACAGGUAAGAGCGAAUUUAGAAGCCCUGUGCGAGCGAGGCAAUGGGAAACGUGCCUAGAAAACCGUCUUGAUAGUGCACACGGGGCACAGACAAGAGCAGCCGGACGAGGGAAACGUACCAGGACGACGCUGGCAAAGGGAGUUCUCCGAGCUGCCUGGAAAAGGGGGGUGUCGAUACCGGCCGGCACGAACGGCUCCCUUCUCGGGUCGGCCGGAAGCGUUGCCGUGCCGGGGGGCGGCUGCCGGCCUGCGGGCCGGGGCUGCGGCUGUUUGGGGCGCUGCCCCCGCUUUGUUUUCCUCGGGGAGCCCCCCCACGUUCGGGGGCUUGUGGGACGUGCACGUGCGAAUGACACGGUGUUCCCAGCUGCUCUGUUCUCUGCCUUGUUUUUUCAGACGCCUGUCCCUGUUUUCUCUUCCCGCUUUUGAAGAGAAGCUGCCGAGUCAGCGUACGCUGCGGUGAAGUUCUACAAGAUGCAGCCCUCAGGAACCGGUUGACGUGAGGGAAAUGCUUUCUGACCGCCUGCGCGGUGAGGGGACGUUUUUCACCUUUUAGCUCCUUCUGCACGACAAGAGGGAGACGGAAGGUUAAGUAACACGUUGUUUAGGAGCUGAGAGCUUGGUUUGCAUUUAACUAAUAAUUAAGAGACGUGUUGUCAGCGAGAAACUAAACGAUUACAACUAACCUCAUCAAAUGAAGUAAAGACAGGCCAGCCAGGCGUGGUGGUGGAGUUGCUCUCUAUGUGAGAGAGCAGCUACAGUGUACUAAAUUCUGCCCAGGAGCGGAUGAGGAGCGAGUUGAGAGUGUAUGGGUCAGGAUCAAGGGGCAGGCUGGCAGGGGUGACACUGCUGUGGGCGUCUGUUGCAGGCCACCAGAUCAGGCUGAGGAAGCUGAUGAGGCCUUCUAUGGGCAGCUGAGAGCGGCCUCACGGUCACAGGCCCUGUUGUUGUGGGGGAUUUUAAGUUCCCUGGUGUUUGCUGGAAGGACCGUUCAGCCAGCCAGCCACAGUCCAGGAGGUUCCUGCCGUGCAUCGGUGAGAACCGCCUCAUGCAGGUGGUGGAGGAGCCGACUGGGAGAGGUGCACUGCUGGAUCUCAUCCUCGCUAGCAAGGAGGGUCUGGUCGAAGCAGGAAAGGUUGAGGGCUGCCUGGGCUGCAGUGACCACGAGAAGGUGGAGUUCAGCAUCUUGGGUGGCAGGAACAGAACAGCAAGUAGAAUUGCAACCCUGGACUUUAGCAGGGCUAACUUUGGCCUUUUCAAGCAAUUGCUGGGGGAAAUCCCACGGGCAAGACUGCUUGAAGGAAAAGGGGCCCGAGAUAGCUGGGUUGCAUUCAGAGAUUGCUUCUUCCACCUCAGGAUCAGAGCAUCCCCACACGAAGGGAGUCGAGGAAGGGAGCCAGGAGGCCUGCGUGGUUGAACAGGGACCUGUUGGGUAUGCUCAAGCAGAAGAGGAGAGUUUGCAGGUCAUGGAGGCAGGGGCUGGCCACUUGGGAGGAAUAUAGGGCUGCUGUUAGAGGAUGCAGGAAGGCAGCUAGGAUAGCCAAGGCCCCCUAGAAUUACAGCUGGCGAGAGGGGUCAAGGACAGCAAAAAGAGCUUUUUCAAAUACAUAGCAGAUAAAACUAACACCAGAGGCAAUGUAGGCCCACUGAUGAACGGGGUGGGUGCCCUGGUGGCAGAAGAUACAGAGGAGGCAGAAUUCCUGAAUGCCUUCUUUGUCUCUGUCUACUCUGCCGGAGGCCGUCCUGGGGAGCCCUGUACCCCUGAGACCCCGGAUGAAGCCAGGUCAGUGGAGGAGUUUGCUUUAGUCGAUGAGGACUGGGUUAGGGAGCAAUUAAAUAGUCUGGACAUCCAUAAAUCCACGGGUCCGGAUGGGAUGCACCCGCGGGUGCUGAGGGAGCCGGCUGAAGUCACUGCUGGACCGCUCUCCGUCAUCUUUGCCAAGUCUUGGGAAACGGGGGAGGUGCCCGAGGAUUGGAGGAAAGCAAAUGUCACUGCAGUCUUCAAAAAGGGCAAGAAGGAGGACCCGGGUAAUUACAGACCGGUCAGCCUCUCCUCUGUCCCUGGGAAAGUAAUGGAACAGCUUCGUCUGGACAACAGAGCAGUGAGGUGGGUUGCAAACUGGCUUAAGGAGAGAAGCCAGAGAGCGGUAGUCAAUGGUGCGGAGUCCAGCUGGAGGCCAGUAUCCAGUGCAGUGCCUCAGGGGGCAGCGCUGGGGCCAAUAUUAUUCAAUAUAUUCAUUAACGAUUUGGACGAGGGAAUAGAGUGCACUAUCGGCAAGUUUGCUGAUGACACCAAGCUGGGAGGGGUGGCUGACACGCCAGAAGGCUGUGCUGCCAUCAGAGACCUGGACAGGCUGGAGAGUUGGGCGGGGAAUAACCUGAUGAAAUUUGACAAGGGCAAGUGUAGAGUCCUGCACCUGGGCAGGAACAACCCCAGGUUCCAGUAUAGGUUGGGAAAUUACAUGUUAGAGAGCAGUGUAGGGGAAAGGGACCUGGGGGUCCUGGUGGACAGCAGGAUGACCAUGAGCCAGCCCUGUGCCCUUGUGGCCAGGAAGGCCAAUGGCAUCCUGGGGUGUAUUAGAAGGGGGGUGGUUAGUAGGUGGAGAGAGGUCCUCCUUCCCCUCUGCUCCGCCCUGGUGAGACCGCAUCUGGAAUAUUGUGUCCAGUUGUGGGCCCCUCAGUUCCAGAAGGACAGGGAACUGCUGGAGAGGGUCCAGCGUAGGGCAACCAAGAUGAUUAAGGGAGUGGAGCAUCUCCCGUGUGAGGAAAGGCUGAGGGAGCUGGGGCUCUUUAGUUUGGAGAAGAGGAGACUAAGGGGGGACCUUAUCAAUGUUUAUAAAUACAUAAAGGGUGAGUGCCAUGAGGAUGGAGCCAGGCUCUUCUCGGUGGCAAACAACGAUAGGACAAGGGGUAAUGGGAUCAAGCUGGAACACAAGAGGUUCCGCUUAAAUUUGAGAAGAAACUUCUUCUCAGUGAGGGUGGCAGAGCCUGGCCCAGGCUGCCCAGGGGGGUUGCGGAGCCUCCUUCUCUGGAGACAUUCAAAACCCGCCUGGACGUGCUCCUGUGCGACCUCACCUGGGCGUUCCUGCUCCACGGGGGGAUUGGACUGGAUGAUCUUUUGAGGUCCCUUCCCGUCCCAAACAUACUGUGAUACUGUGAAGAAUGCGGCUUAGCAGCGCUGCUGACUCUGCCGUCCCGUUCCCUUCCCCGUUUCAGCCGGCGAGGCGGCCGGAGGACCCGCUCUGUGCGGCCGCGGGGCCCGCGGAGUCGAGGGCUCUGUCGGCGCGCCCCGGGGGUUUCUCUGGAGAGACUCCUCGUCUCGGUCGCGUCGCGGCGGGGACGGACGAGGACCUCUGGCGAGGGGUCUUUCUGCGCUGGGAGCCGGGACCGGGCACGCGCUCGCGGGGCGUCCGUAAGUCGCGGUACGGAAUUUAGGCAGGAUAGCGCGCACGGGCUUGCGAGCGCCUUACAGGCGUGCGGUGGUUGCUCGUGCGGCCAGCUUUUGGUGUCGGUUGUUCCGGCGCUCCGUCGCGGUGUAGAGCCGGCCCCGUACGUAGCGGUGAGGCGUACCGCAGUUCGGUUUGAUUCUCGGAUAGGCCUCGGCUCUGACUGUGCACUCGAACGCCAAAACCUACAGCGGAAGCUGCGGUGGCUUUAGCGUGCAAGGGGCGCGAGCGCCGUGAAGCCGCCCGUGUGGCCGAGCGUCCCGAUCGCGGCGCUGAGCGUUAGACGGACUUGAGCCGCGUGCCGGAAUUGUUUUGUUUUGGAGAGGGCGGGAUAAACCUGGAGCACAACUUGUGAGGGCGGUACGUCGUGGGCAGGUUUUAGUAUUGCCUGUGGAGUGCCGCUAGAAGCGUUCGUAGUUCUUGCUUGUCUCUGUUACAAGAUGAGCCGUGUCGUCCUGCGUGACGCGUAACGGGAGGACGGCGCGGUAGCGGUGCUCUGCACAAGAGCCCGUUGGGCGGUAUUUUAGCUCGUGGGAAAGGGAUUGGGGAACCACCUGGUGGGAAUGCGAGGAGAGCAGCCCUGGCGGAAUCUGAGGAGCCGAGGCCGUUGUAUAAAUUGGACAAGGAAGGAAAGGCUGCGGGCACAGCGCGGUGCUGCACCCGGCCGCCCCAACGCGGAACUCUAAUGUGGAAUUCCUGUGUUUCAGAGGGGGAGCUGUGACCGCCCCGUGCUCAGCAGACCCCCCAGCCCGGGUGGGGGGAGCAGCGCCGGAGCGGGAGACGCGGCUCCGUCCUCCGUCCCCAGCGUGCCGGGGGGCGGCUGCCGGCCUGUGGGACGUGGCUGCGGCUGUUCGGGGCGCUGCCCCCCCAUGUUUGGGCGCUCUGGUAUGUACAUAGGUAAAUGGCGUUUUAAAGUAACGUGCUGCCCGCUGGGGCUGUUUUCCUUUUCUACCUUUUUUUUUUUUGAGUGAAUAAAUGGGGGGACUCGGGGGGUGACGAUGACGUUACUGGAGGAGCAGGCCAGUGAGAGAUGGGGGCAUUCAGCCCCAAAACGCCUGAACAGUCAUGGGUGGGGUGUUUAGUGGUGCUGUGGGGAGGAGAAAUUUCUCCCUGUCCGUUGCAGAGAAAACAGAACAAUCCCACAUCAAAGCUGUCCUAGAGAAGUACUUGCUGUUUGUCAUUGCGGUUCUAGAGCAGCCCGAUGUGCUGUUAAAGGUUGUGGUGGUGCGGGUCAGGGAUCCCCAGGCUGUGCCGAGACCGCAGGACGGCUGCUGGUGGAACAAAGUCAAGGACAGCUUCUCAGAGUAAGAACCUCUCUAUUUGUUCUCCUCGGGACACAUCCCUUUGCCUCUGGACCCCUCACAAGCUCACUCGCCACCUUGUUCCCUCAGAAACCCGUUUCCUCCCAGUUCCUCUGCGAUUACCCUGCCUGCCUUUGGGUCCCUGCAGGCUCGUUGGUGGCAUCACGGUGCCUGUUUGACCUUUUGCCCCGUUAAAUUCCACUCUUUUCUCUCUUCCCCUCAAAACUUCCCCGGUUGCUCUUGUCACAUCCCAGAGGCCUCAUUUUCCCCUCUUGUCUCCUCUCAGGACCCCCCAUCUGUUGGCCCCUGUCGAGGGUUUAGAUUGCGGGGUGACAGUAAAACCCUGGCAGAUGUAUUGUUAACCCCGUCUCCCCCCCACUUCCCCCUUUUGCCCCUCCCUCUCCCCCCUUCCCACUCAGGACAGGCGAUCCGGAGGGAAAGAAGGACAGAGAGAAGAGAGUUGGAAAAACUGGCAAUGUUUUACUAAUGCUAUAUUAAGAGUAGAGAAAAUAAUACAAAACCAAUCCUGAAAGUCUCAGCAACUGCAGAGCCGGCACCUGAAGUCCUGGACUGGACUCUGCAGCCAACCGGAGCUGGAUUCAGUCUCUCAGCAGGCCUCAGUUUGCAGGGACGACUAGCAAGGUCCUCUCCUAAUGUCACCAUAAGCAGAAGGGACGAAAAGGGGCAAAGAGGACAAGAUCCUCAUGAUCUGCCACUUCUAUAUGAAGUAUUCAUGUGAAGGGGAUGUUAUACACGGUUGGUCAGUUUGUUGGUCACCUGUUUCUUGUUGCUCCUCUUGCAAGAUGUGAAUCUGUCCUUAUCAACAAGUAAGCAUUCCAUUGCAAUGUUUAUCAAAACAUGUAUGUGUCUGGUUCUCCAGGAAAAGGCAGCUAAUAUGAAGCUUUAGCUGACAGGCAAAUUCAUGCUGUCUGCCUAUCAGAUUGCCGGAGGGGCGGGCGUCGAGGGCUGGGUACUGCGUGCCGCCCGCAGCCAAUGAUGGUGCGGAAGAGGCGGGCGUUGCGGUGUCCCUACUGCGCAUGCCCCAGUCGCGAGCGCUGAUAGGCGGAGAGGGAGAUGAUUGACGUGUCCCGGGGAGCGAACCGGGAUGCGGCAAGGGGCGGGUGCUGCAGUCUCCCUAGUGCGCAUGCCCAAACCGCGAGCGCUGAUAGGUCCGCGGUGUCUCGGGGCCGGGGCCGGGGGGGGAGACCGGGAGCGAACGGGAACGGGGGUCGGGGCGGCUGCGGAGCGCUCGCUGCGGCCGGCGCCCGGGCAUCGGGAGGCGGGCGGCUCAGGGCCGCCCUUCGUGAGGUUUCCCGGAGGCGGCAGAAGGGCGGAGGGGAAGGAGGGGACAGCCGGGGACCUCCCGCCGCGCGCGUGUCCGGGGCGCGGCGGCUGUCGGUGCCCGCGGAGCCCGGCGGGACGGCGGGGGAGCGCGAGGGGCACGGAGCGGCGAAAGAGGCGGCAGGUGAGUGCGGCAGCGGCGAGGGUGACCGUGCCGUUGGAACGGGGGGAGCGGGAGGGGGCGGCGCGGCGCGGCGCGGAGGCGUUCGGUUCCGGUUCCCCCCCCCGCCCCCCCCGUCCUUACGGCCGCUCUGGCGAAGCUGCUGGGAGGCGUGCGGUCCGGAGCCGCGUCUCCCUCCGGCGCAGCGCCCGUGCCCGGUGCGGCAGCCCCUCCGGGAGCGGCGCAGCCCCCGUCGGUCGCGGGGACGGUUACAAGCAGAGCUAAGGCGCGGUUGCGGGCGGGCUGGGUGGCGUGGCGAGCGGGGCGCCGCUCCGGCGGGAGCUCGGGGCGAGCCCCGGCGGGUUCCGUGUCCUGCGGGCGCGGCUUUCGCGCCGCGGCUCUCUCUGUGCGCUUUUUUGUUUGGUCGCGUUUGUUUUUUGGGGUUUUUUUGGCGGGAUUCCCGCGAAACGCGGCACGAGCGCUCGCCCGGGGCUGCCGCGGCAGGUCUCAGUGGCGCCGUCCUGUGGGCAAAGCGCGGUACUGCACCCGGCCGCCCCAACGCGGUGCCGCGGCGCGCCUCGGUGCUGCCGCCCUGUGGCGAAACUCGGGUACUGCAGCGCACGGCAAGGGGGGGGGGCAGAGACGCCGAUCGAGCCGCGGGGGUUCGCGGUCGGGUCUGUGCGUGCCGGUGUCCGUCCCCCCCCGACGGGGGUCAGGUCCCCAUUGGUGUGCAAACGACAUCCCUCCCUCGGGGCCUCCUUAAACGUUUAAUGACGUAAAUAUUGCUCCUGCUAACGUUGUCGGCGCGGCUUCUUUCCUCAGGGGAUCCGUCCGGCAGUCGGUGGCCCGCGGUUGCUCGGCAACAGCAGAAGCGGAUUGAAGGGACCGGCCGCUGGAGGAUGCCGAAGCCUCCCGGGUCAGCGGUGGGAGCAGCUUUGCGUGAAGCGAGGGGUACGUGAAGCCGGGCGUGCGGUGCCGACCGCCCAGCAGGUAAGGGAAGCUAAAGCUUUACCUCCAGGGACUUCUGCCCAGAAAGCUGAAGCAAUUGCUCUCGCGUGAGCUGUAGAGUUACGCAAAGAGAAGAAGAUUAGUAGCUGCACUGAUUCUAAGCAGGUUUCUUGAAGGGUGCGGGCCCUUGAAGCCGUUUGAAAAGAAUAAAGUGUAUUAACGGCACAAGGGAGGCAGAUUAAACGUGAUGCUCCGGUUGCUGGAAGCUGUGCUGUUGCUAGGAGAGUUGCCGUCACGCGUUGCAACGGGCCUCAGAAGGGAAACGCUGCUCAGGAAACUGGCCAUAAAUUGGCAGGCGCCGCUGUCAAACCAGCCACCGAGAGGACAGAGACCGGUACGGAAGCUGCGUCUCUGAGCCCAGGUGGCCGUGUCCUCCAGCCAACGUCAGGGAACUGUAACAAAGAGGAUAAGCAAUUAAUAGGAGAUUAAUAGCCCGAUCAGAAUUAGGGUCCAAAGGAGCCGUCACCGGCGACGGGAGAGCAGCGGCGCCUCGCGGCGCGAGGAGCUGAAGCGCUCUGUCGAGAUCGGACGAACAGGUAAGAGCGAAUUUAGAAGCUCUGUGCGAACGAGGCAAUGGGAAACGUGCCUAGAAAACCGUCUUGAUAGUGCACACGGGGUACAGACAAGAGCAGCCGGACGAGGGAAACGUACCAGGACGACACUGGCAAAGGGAGUUCUCCGAGCUGCCUGGAAAAGGGGGGUGUCGAUACCGGCCGGCACGAACGGCUCCCUUCUCGGGUCGGCCGGAAGCGUUGCCGGGCCGGGGGGCGGCUGCCGGCCUGCGGGCCGGGGCUGCGGCUGUUUGGGGCGCCGCCCCCGCUUUGUUUUCCUCGGGGAGCCCCCCCACGCUCGGGGGCUUGUGGGACGUGCACGUGCGAAUGACACGGUGUUCCCAGCUGCUCUGUUCUCUGCCUUGUUUUUUCAGACGCCUGUCCCUGUUUUCUCUUCCCGCUUUUGAAGAGAAGCUGCCGAGUCAGCGUACGCUGCGGUGAAGUUCUACAAGAUGCAGCCCUCAGGAACCGGUUGCUGUGGGGUUGCUCGUGCGGCCAGCUUUUGGUGUCGGUUGUUCCGGCGCUCCGUCGCGGUGUAGAGCCGGCCCCGUACGUAGCGGUGAGGCGUACCGCAGUUCGGUUUGAUUCUCGGAUAGGCCUCGGCUCUGACUGUGCACUCGAACGCCAAAACCUACAGCGGAAGCUGCGGUGGCUUUAGCGUGCAAGGGGCGCGAGCGCCGUGAAGCCGCCCGUGUGGCCGAGCGUCCCGAUCGCGGCGCUGAGCGUUAGGCGGACUUGAGCCGCGUGCCGGAAUUGUUUUGUUUUGGAGAGGGCGGGAUAAACCUGGAGCACAACUUGUGAGGGCGGUACGUCGUGGGCAGGUUUUAGUAUUGCCUGUGGAGUGCCGCUAGAAGCGUUCGUAGUUCUUGCUUGUCUCUGUUACAAGAUGAGCCGUGUCGUCCUGCGUGACGCGUAACGGGAGGACGGCGCGGUAGCGGUGCUCUGCAAAAGAGCCCGUUGGGGGGUAUUUUAGCUCGCGGGAAAGGGAUUGGGGAACCACCUGGUGGGAAUGCGAGGAGAGCAGCCCUGGCGGAAUCUGAGGAGCCGAGGCCGUUGUAUAAAUUGGACAAGGAAGGAAAGGCUGCGGGCAAAGCGCGGUGCUGCACCCGGCCGCCCCAGUGCGGUGCCGCGGCGCGCCUCGGUGCUGCCGCCCUGUGGCGAAACCCCGGUACUGCAGCGCACGGCAAGGGGGGGGGGCAGAUGCCGCGAUUGAGAGACGGGGACGCAACUUGAUGCAAGCAAAGUGUCCACUUUAUUGCUCUUCACACAAUUCUUUUAUACUGUUACAUGCAUAACAACUACUAUCGUGGAUUAUGCUGAUUGGCACAACAAUUAAUUAUCUCAUACAUAUUACAAAGGCUGAGCUCAUGAUAGGUUAGUAAGAGCAUGCAAAUCUGUCCUAGCUCCUUGUUACUAUCGUGUCCUGUGUGCUGGGCAAGCUUUACAGGCUGCUUUCUCACAGCCACAAGGUCCUGUUGCUAAACAGGACAUUCCCAUCUAUCAUCACAAGUUUCUGCUCUUUGUGCUUACAUCUGCAUGUUGUAACUUUUCACGGCCCUUAGUAAUUUUCCAUGCUAACACAACAGGUCGAGUAGCUAGAACUAGCAUAUUAACUAUAGAUAUAUAUUUUUGCUAAUAUCCUAUAAGCCUAGAUAACCCACAGGCAGAGACGCCGAUCGAGCCGCGGGGGUUCGCGGUCGGGUCUGUGCGGGCCGGUGUCCGUCCCCCCCGACGGGGGUCAGGUCCCCAUUGGUGUGCAAACGACACCCCUCCCUCGAUGGCUCCUUAGGAGGGUUAAUCCCAGUCCUCGUUCUUUUGGCAGCGGCGGGUCUGUGACCUCGCGGGAAGCCCAGGCUGCUGCACAGAGCUCGUCGGGAGCGGGAGCCGCGGAGGCGGGGGGCCUCGACGAGCCAGAGCUGCGUCAGACGGAGGGGGGCGCGCGCGCUGCCCGGGGGCCGCGUCCGGCGGAGCCGAAGUGACCUGCGGCGGCAACGAGCGGGAGCCGCUCGGAGCUGGAGCGGCCGUUGGCCGCGCCUUCCCUGGGGAGGUGAGCGCGGGGAGCCCGGCCUCUCUCUCCCUCGGGGAUUAAACGCGCGCCCUUCCCGGGGGCGGCGGCGAGGCGGGUUCCCCCGGCUCUCCCGGGGCGGCCCCGCUGCCGGGGGGCGCGGGCGAGGCGGCGGCAGCGCCUCCUCGGUGCCGGGGGGCGGAGGGGAGAGAGACCUGCCGGCCGGAGCCGCGGGGCGCGCGGCCCCUCGGGCAGGGCGCUCCCGGUCUCUGGGCCGCAGGCCGGGGGCGGCAGACGGGUUCGGGUGCUCUGGCGUGCUUUUUAGCCAGCGUGGCCUUCUCCGCGCCGUGAAGAAAAUCCCGCGCGGUCGAUUCCGCUCGCCGCUCGGGAGAUGCCGCGUCUCUGGGGCCGUGGACUGGGGAAGAACGUUUGCGAGUUGGAGGGCGCUACAAGAUAUUCCGCGGGGAAGCCGGAGAAGAGGCAAAUUGGCUGUCAGCGGAGUUGCGUUCCUUCGGUUUAGGACGUUCAGCUUGUCCUUCCAGAGAAGGAGCAGUCGUGGGUAGGGCCGAGAGAGGCUUUUAGGCGCGUGAUCGGAAUUGGAGCCAAAUGGCACUCGACGUUGCCGCCGUGGGUCUUGGCUUUCAGUGGUUUCCCCGCGGCUGCCUGGUGUUUGGGAGCUCGGAGCGGGCAUUUUUUUUCCCCCAAGGAGAGGCUGUGCUUGAAACAGAACUUGCUUGAAGAAGACAGACGAGGCGGGUGAGGAUGCAGAGCGGGCCAAUCAGAUCGCUCGGGAGGGCUGGAGGGGCGGAGCGCCGAUAGGCGGGGAGCAUGGCAAUUGAUGUGCGUAGGCAGCCAAUGAGGUUGCCGGGGGGGCGGGCGUUGCGGUGUCCGUACUGCGCAUGCCCAACUUGCGCAGUCCUCAGUCAGGUCUGACGCUGAGGCGGGCACCUGGGGGCGGAGCGCGGGAAGGAGCAUCCAAUAGGAGGACGGCGCGGCGGGGUGGAAAGCAGCCAAUCAGAGCGCGCCGUCUCAAUCCCGUUUGAACAGCUGCCUCCCUGGCAAACGCGUCCGUGGGGUCCCGGGGCGGGUAGCGGGAGUUAACGGGGAAACGGGGGUCGGGGCGAGGGAGGGGAGGCUGUGGAGCGCUCAUUUUGGCCUCUCCGUCCCUUUUGCCUCUCUCUCCCUCUCUCUGUGUCUCCUUGUCUUGCUCCCUGUCCCUGUCUUUCUCUGGUAAGCUGACCUGCUCUUUGCCCUUCUUUUUUUGUGGAAUCACAGGCUCCUUCUGCUUGGAAAAGACACGUGCAGUUUUAAAUUUGGGUUUGAACUCUAGGGUUUUUUUUCCCCCAUUAGCGUAAGUGGACGGCACGUUGUCCUGUGGCUCAAUCCCCGUUCUGUUCCGUGGAGCCUUCAGUUUAGGAUGUUCAGGUAAGACAGUUUGUCCUUCCAGAGAAGGAGCAGUCACCGGUAGGACCGAGAGAGGCUUUUAAGCGCGUGAUCGGAACUGAAGCCAAAUGGCACUUGACGUUGCCGCUGUGGGUCUUGGCUUUCACUGGUUUCCCCGCGGCUCCCUGGUGUUGGGGAGCUCGGAGCGGGCACGUUUUUUUCCCCGAGGGGAGGCUGUGCUUAAAAAAGAACGUGUUUCCUCAGAGAAGUGCAAGUCCGCGUGCGUAAGACAGACAAAAACCCCAGCCAGCCUAGUCAAGUUCUGAGCGUGCGUCUGUCAGGCGGCUGCUUUACGUUGAGGAGCGCACGGCCGUGCAAUGGUAAGGGCGAAGGGCAAGGCAAGACAGAAGGGUUUUUCCUGCUGCGGGUGACCAGCCGCCCCCCUUUUCCGCGUGAAGCAGAGGAGCGCGGUUCGUUGUCGCCUUUUAAACGCGGCGGCGGCGGCGGCAAGCCGCGCGGCCGGAGGGCGCGGGGUGGGGGGGGGGGGGUCCCGGCAGGGCGGCGACCCGGCGGGUGAGGAUGCAGAGCGGGCCAAUCAGAUGGCGCGGGAGGGCUGGAGGGCUGGAGGAGCGGAGCGCUGGUUGGCUGCCUAGGCACGUCAGUUGCCUUUCUGUCUGCCAAUCAGAUUGCCGGGGGGGCGGGCGUCGAGGGCUGGGUACUGCGCAUGCCCCAAAGAGCGAGCGCUGAUAGGCGGAGAGAUGCUGAUUGGCGUGCCGCCCGCAGCCAAUGAUGUUGCCGAAGGGGCGGGCGUUGCGGCGUCCCUAGUGCGCAUGCCCCAGCCGCGAUCGCUGAUAGGCGGCGAGAGAAGUGAUUGACGUGUCCCGGGGAGCCAACCGGGAUGCGGCAAGGGGCGGGAGCUGCGGUCUCCCUACUGCGCAUGCCCCAGCCGCGAUCGCUGAUAGGCGGCAAGAGGGCUGAUUGACGUGUCCCGGGGAGCCAACCGGGAUGCGGCAAGGGGCGGGUGCUGCGGUCUCCCUACUGCGCAUGCCCAAACCGCCAGCGCUGAUAGGUCCGCGGUGUCUCGGUGCCGCGCCGUGGGGGGAGACCGGGAGCGAACGGGAACGGGGGUCGGGGCGGCUGCGGAGCGCUCGCUGCGGCCGGCGCCCGGGCAUCGGGAGGCGGGCGGCUCAGGGCCGCCCUUCGUGAGGUUUCCCGGAGGCGGCAGAAGGGCGGAGGGGAAGGAGGGGACAGCCGGGGACCUCCCGCCGCGCGCGUGUCCGGGGCGCGGCGGCUGUCGGUGCCCGCGGAGCCCGGCGGGACGGCGGGGGAGCGCGAGGGGCACGGAGCGGCGAAAGAGGCGGCAGGUGAGUGCGGCAGCGGCGAGGGUGACCGUGCCGUUGGAACGGGGGGAGCGGGAGGGGGCGGCGCGGCGCGGCGCGGAGGCGUUCGGUUCCGGUUCCCCCCCCCCGCCCCCCCCGCCCCCCCCCGCCCUUACGGCCGCGCUGGCGAAGCUGCUGGGAGGCGUGCGGUCCGGAGCCGCGUCUCCCUCCGGCGCAGCGCCCGUGCCCGGUGCGGCAGCCCCUCCGGGAGCGGCGCAGCCCCCGUCGGUCGCGGGGACGGUUACAAGCAGAGCUAAGGCGCGGUUGCGGGCGGGCUGGGUGGCGUGGCGAGCGGGGCGCCGCUCCGGCGGGAGCUCGGGGCGAGCCCCGGCGGGUUCCGUGUCCUGCGGGCGCGGCUUUCGCGCCGCGGCUCUCUCUGUGCGCUUUUUUGUUUGGUCGCGUUUGUUUUUUGGGUUUUUUUUGGCGGGAUUCCCGCGAAACGCGGCACGAGCGCUCGCCCGGGGCUGCCGCGGCAGGUCUCAGUGGCGCCGUCCUGUGGGCAAAGCGCGGUACUGCACCCGGCCGCCCCAACGCGGUGCCGCGGCGCGCCUCGGUGCUGCCGCCCUGUGGCGAAACUCGGGUACUGCAGCGCACGGCAAGGUGGGGGGGCAGAGACGCCGAUCGAGCCGCGGGGGUUCGCGGUCGGGUCUGUGCGUGCCGGUGUCCGUCCCCCCCCGACGGGGGUCAGGUCCCCAUUGGUGUGCAAACGACAUCCCUCCCUCGGGGCCUCCUUAAACGUUUAAUGACGUAAAUAUUGCUCCUGCUAACGUUGUCGGCGCGGCUUCUUUCCUCAGGGGAUCCGUCCGGCAGUCGGUGGCCCACGGUUGCUCGGCAACAGCAGAAGCGGAUUGAAGGGACCGGCCGCUGGAGGAUGCCGAAGCCUCCCGGGUCAGCGGUGGGAGCAGCUUUGCGUGAAGCGAGGGGUACGUGAAGCCGGGCGUGCGGUGCCGACCGCCCAGCAGGUAAGGGAAGCUAAAGCUUUACCUCCAGGGACUUCUGCCCAGAAAGCUGAAGCAAUUGCUCUCGCGUGAGCUGUAGAGUUACGCAAAGAGAAGAAGAUUAGUAGCUGCACUGAUUCUAAGCAGGUUUCUUGAAGGGUGCGGGCCCUUGAAGCCGUUUGAAAAGAAUAAAGUGUAUUAACGGCACAAGGGAGGCAGAUUAAACGUGAUGCUCCGGUUGCUGGAAGCUGUGCUGUUGCUAGGAGAGUUGCCGUCACGCGUUGCAACGGGCCUCAGAAGGGAAACGCUGCUCAGGAAACUGGCCAUAAAUUGGCAGGCGCCGCUGUAAAACCAGCCACCGAGAGGACCGAGACCGGUACGGAAGCCGCGUCUCUGAGCCCAGGUGGCCGUGUCCUCCAGCCAACGUCAGGGAACUGUAACAAAGAGGAUAAGCAAUUAAUAGGAGAUUUAUAGCCCGAUCAGAAUUAGGGUCCAAAGGAGCCGUCACGGGCGACGGGAGAGCAGCGGCGCCUCGCGGCGCAAGGAGCUGACGCGCUCUGUCGAGAUCGGACGAACAGGUAAGAGCGAAUUUAGAAGCCCUGUGCGAACGAGGCAAUGGGAAACGUGCCUAGAAAACCAUCUUGAUGGUGCACGCGGGGUACAGACAAGAGCAGCCGGACGAGGGAAACGUACCAGGACGACGCUGGCAAAGGGAGUUCUCCGAGCUGCCUGGAAAAGGGGGGUGUCGAUACCGGCCGGCACGAACAGCUCCCUUCUCGGGUCGGCCGGAAGCGUUGCCGUGCCGGGGGGCGGCUGCCGGCCUGCGGGCCGGGGCUGCGGCUGUUUGGGGCGCUGCCCCCGCUUUGUUUUCCUCGGGGAGCCCCCCCACGUUCGGGGGCUUGUGGGACGUGCACGUGCGAAUGACACGGUGUUCCCAGCUGCUCUGUUCUCUGCCUUGUUUUUCCAGACGCCUGUCCCUGUUUUCUCUUCCCGCUUUUGAAGAGAAGCUGCCGAGUCAGCGUACGCUGCGGUGAAGUUCUACAAGAUGCAGCCCUCAGGAACCGGUUGACGUGAGGGAAAUGCUUUCUGACCGCCUGCACGGUGAGGGGACGUUUUUCACCUUUUAGCUCCUUCUGCACGACAAGAGGGAGACGGAAGGUUAAGUAACACGUUGUUUAGGAGCUGAGAGCUUAGUUUGUAUUUAACUAAUAAUUAAGAGACGUGUUGUCAGCGAGAAACUAAACGAUUACAACUAACCUCAUCAAAUGAAGUAAAGACAGGCCAGCCAGGCGUGGUGGUGGAGUUGCUCUCUAUGUGAGAGAGCAGCUACAGUGUACUAAAUUCUGCCCAGGAGCGGAUGAGGAGCGAGUUGAGAGUGUAUGGGUCAGGAUCAAGGGGCAGUCUGUCAGGGGUGACACUGCUGUGGGCGUCUGUUGCAGGCCACCAGAUCAGGCUGAGGAAGCUGAUGAGGCCUUCUAUGGGCAGCUGAGAGCGGCCUCACGGUCACAGGCCCUGUUGUUGUGGGGGAUUUUAAGUUCCCUGGUGUUUGCUGGAAGGACCGUUCAGCCAGCCAGCCACAGUCCAGGAGGUUCCUGCCGUGCAUCGGUGAGAACCGCCUCAUGCAGGUGGUGGAGGAGCCGACUGGGAGAGGUGCACUGCUGGAUCUCAUCCUCGCUAGCAAGGAGGGUCUGGUCGAAGCAGGAAAGGUUGAGGGCUGCCUGGGCUGCAGUGACCACGAGAAGGUGGAGUUCAGCAUCUUGGGUGGCAGGAACAGAACAGCAAGUAGAAUUGCAACCCUGGACUUUAGCAGGGCCAACUUUGGCCUUUUCAAGCAAUUGCUGGGGGAAAUCCCACGGGCAAGACUGCUUGAAGGAAAAGGGGCCCGAGAUAGCUGGGUUGCAUUCAGAGAUUGCUUCUUCCACGCUCAGGAUCAGAGCAUCCCCACACGAAGGGAGUCGAGGAAGGGAGCCAGGAGGCCUGCGUGGUUGAACAGGGACCUGUUGGGUAUGCUCAAGCAGAAGAGGAGAGUUUGCAGGUCAUGGAGGCAGGGGCUGGUCACUUGGGAGGAAUAUAGGGCUGCUGUUAGAGGAUGCAGGAAGGCAGCUAGGAUAGCCAAGGCCCCCUAGAAUUACAGCUGGCGAGAGGGGUCAAGGACAGCAAAAAGAGCUUUUUCAAAUACAUAGCAGAUAAAACUAACACCAGAGGCAAUGUAGGCCCACUGAUGAACGGGGUGGGUGCCCUGGUGGCAGAAGAUACAGAGGAGGCAGAAUUCCUGAAUGCCUUCUUUGUCUCUGUCUACUCUGCCGGAGGCCGUCCUGGGGAGCCCUGUACCCCUGAGACCCCGGAUGAAGCCAGGUCAGUGGAGGAGUUUGCUUUAGUCGAUGAGGACUGGGUUAGGGAGCAAUUAAAUAGUCUGGACAUCCAUAAAUCCACGGGUCCGGAUGGGAUGCACCCGCGGGUGCUGAGGGAGCCGGCUGAAGUCACUGCUGGACCGCUCUCCGUCAUCUUUGCCAAGUCUUGGGAAACGGGGGAGGUGCCCGAGGAUUGGAGGAAAGCAAAUGUCACUGCAGUCUUCAAAAAGGGCAAGAAGGAGGACCCGGGUAAUUACAGACCGGUCAGCCUCACCUCUGUCCCUGGGAAAGUAAUGGAACAGCUUCGUCUGGACAACAGAGCAGUGAGGUGGGUUGCAAACUGGCUUAAGGAGAGAAGCCAGAGAGCGGUAGUCAAUGGUGCGGAGUCCAGCUGGAGGCCAGUAUCCAGUGCAGUGCCUCAGGGGUCAGCGCUGGGGCCAAUAUUAUUCAAUAUAUUCAUUAACGAUUUGGACGAGGGAAUAGAGUGCACUAUCGGCAAGUUUGCUGAUGACACCAAGCUGGGAGGGGUGGCUGACACGCCAGAAGGCUGUGCUGCCAUCAGAGACCUGGACAGGCUGGAGAGUUGGGCGGGGAAUAACCUGAUGAAAUUUGACAAGGGCAAGUGUAGAGUCCUGCACCUGGGCAGGAACAACCCCAGGUUCCAGUAUAGGUUGGGAAAUUACAUGUUAGAGAGCAGUGUAGGGGAAAGGGACCUGGGGGUCCUGGUGGACAGCAGGGUGACCAUGAGCCAGCCCUGUGCCCUUGUGGCCAGGAAGGCCAAUGGCAUCCUGGGGUGUAUUAGAAGGGGGGUGGUUAGUAGGUGGAGAGAGGUCCUCCUUCCCCUCUGCUCCGCCCUGGUGAGACCGCAUCUGGAAUAUUGUGUCCAGUUGUGGGCCCCUCAGUUCCAGAAGGACAGGGAACUGCUGGAGAGGGUCCAGCGUAGGGCAACCAAGAUGAUUAAGGGAGUGGAGCAUCUCCCGUGUGAGGAAAGGCUGAGGGAGCUGGGGCUCUUUAGUUUGGAGAAGAGGAGACUAAGGGGGGACCUUAUCAAUGUUUAUAAAUACAUAAAGGGUGAGUGCCAUGAGGAUGGAGCCAGGCUCUUCUCGGUGGCAAACAACGAUAGGACAAGGGGUAAUGGGAUCAAGCUGGAACACAAGAGGUUCCACUUAAACUUGAGCAGAAACUUCCUCUCAGUGAGGGUGGCAGAGCCUGGCCCAGGCUGCCCAGGGGGGUUGCGGAGCCUCCUUCUCUGGAGACAUUCAAAACCCGCCUGGACGUGCUCCUGUGCGACCUCACCUGGGCGUUCCUGCUCCACGGGGGGAUUGGACUGGAUGAUCUUUUGAGGUCCCUUCCCGUCCCAAACAUACUGUGAUACUGUGAAGAAUGCGGCUUAGCAGCGCUGCUGACUCUGCCGUCCCGUUCCCUUCCCCGUUUCAGCCGGCGAGGCGGCCGGAGGACCCGCUCUGUGCGGCCGCGGGGCCCGCGGAGUCGAGGGCUCUGUCGGCGCGCCCCGGGGGUUUCUCUGGAGAGACUCCUCGUCUCGGUCGCGUCGCGGCGGGGACGGACGAGGACCUCUGGCGAGGGGUCUUUCUGCGCUGGGAGCCGGGACCGGGCACGCGCUCGCGGGGCGUCCGUAAGUCGCGGUACGGAAUUUAGGCAGGAUCGCGCGCACGGGCUUGCGAGCGCCUUACAGGCGUGCGGUGGUUGCUCGUGCGGCCAGCUUUUGGUGUCGGUUGUUCCGGCGCUCCGUCGCGGUGUAGAGCCGGCCCCGUACGUAGCGGUGAGGCGUACCGCAGUUCGGUUUGAUUCUCGGAUAGGCCUCGGCUCUGACUGUGCACUCGAACGCCAAAACCUACAGCGGAAGCUGCGGUGGCUUUAGCGUGCAAGGGGCGCGAGCGCCGUGAAGCCGCCCGUGUGGCCGAGCGUCCCGAUCGCGGCGCUGAGCGUUAGACGGACUUGAGCCGCGUGCCGGAAUUGUUUUGUUUUGGAGAGGGCGGGAUAAACUUGGAGCACAACUUGUGAGGGCGGUACGUCGUGGGCAGGUUUUAGUAUUGCCUGUGGAGUGCCGCUAGAAGCGUUCGUAGUUCUUGCUUGUCUCUGUUACAAGAUGAGCCGUGUCGUCCUGCGUGACGCGUAACGGGAGGACGGCGCGGUAGCGGUGCUCUGCACAAGAGCCCGUUGGGCGGUAUUUUAGCUCGCGGGAAAGGGAUUGGGGAACCACCUGGUGGGAAUGCGAGGAGAGCAGCCCUGGCGGAAUCUGAGGAGCCGAGGCCGUUGUAUAAAUUGGACAAGGAAGGAAAGGCUGCGGGCACAGCGCGGUGCUGCACCCGGCCGCCCCAACGCGGAACUCUAAUGUGGAAUUCCUGUGUUUCAGAGGGGGAGCUGUGACCGCCCCGUGCUCAGCAGACCCCCCAGCCCGGGUGGGGGGAGCAGCGCCGGAGCGGGAGACGCGGCUCCGUCCUCCGUCCCCAGCGUGCCGGGGGGCGGCUGCCGGCCUGUGGGACGUGGCUGCGGCUGUUCGGGGCGCUGCCCCCCCAUGUUUGGGCGCUCUGGUAUGUACAUAGGUAAAUGGCGUUUUAAAGUAACGUGCUGCCCGCUGGGGCUGUUUUCCUUUUCUACCUUUUUUUUUUUGAGUGAAUAAAUGGGGGGACUCGGGGGGUGACGAUGACGUUACUGGAGGAGCAGGCCAGUGAGAGAUGGGGGCAUUCAGCCCCAAAACGCCUGAACAGUCAUGGGUGGGGUGUUUAGUGGUGCUGUGGGGAGGAGAAAUUUCUCCCUGUCCGUUGCAGAGAAAACAGAACAAUCCCACAUCAAAGCUGUCCUAGAGAAGUACUUGCUGUUUGUCAUUGCGGUUCUAGAGCAGCCCGAUGUGCUGUUAAAGGUUGUGGUGGUGCGGGUCAGGGAUCCCCAGGCUGUGCCGAGACCGCAGGACGGCUGCUGGUGGAACAAAGUCAAGGACAGCUUCUCAGAUGUUUUAGAGACGGAUUCUUGCAGGAUCUAUUUCUGGUUCGUCCUUCACUCCUCCCCAGACCGCAGCGCUGGUCCGAGUUCCCCAGCACACGUGUGUGUGUCCAGCCGGGUACGCUGGGGGAGCGCGUCAGGGCGGGCAGACGGCUGAAUGGACGCGCUGUCAGCGACUGCGGAACGAGCUGGGGCUGCUUUGACCGUGUCCAGCCUUGUGCGUGUGGUUUGUUUUCACUUGCAGGCUGAAACAGCAGUUUCCUUAAUUAAAAACACCCCAACAUGUGCCCCGGCCCCCAACAAAAAUAACGCCAAAAAUGCCACUGAAAGAAACACAGGGAGUUUUUAAAAAAUUUCCUUUAGCUUUCUCCCCCCUCCACCCCUACCCUGCUGCGUUCAGUGCAGUGAAUGACCGUGAGGAGAUGGCUGUGGGUCUGGCUGUUGAAGGGUGUGUGAAGGAGAAGGAGGUGUGUGUAGAGCAGGAUUGGUGGUGGAGGUGAGUGCAGCUGGUUCGGGUGUGGGGCUGUAAAUUCUUUUUGGAGGCUUCCUAGUUUCUGGUGUCACCUGCGGGGUGAAGUGUGACUCUGUGCAGGUUUGAAAGGUGCCACGUGCAGAGCUCCCUCAUUUGCCACCAGCUCUCCCAAUCACAGAGACAGCGUCGCUGUGCAGCUGCUAAGGACAGCGCGUCUCGUGCAGAAGAGCAUCCUUUGUGCUCCGUGUGCGUGUUCCUCCUUUGAAAUGAAGUUGGGCCGCCCGGUGUUCCACGUUACGUGUGGUACCUGCUGGGCUGAGUCUCCUCCCCGCGCUCCGGUCGGUUCCGUCGCGCUGCCGCAGCCCCGGCAGCACCGCGGCGUUCGCUGGACGCGUUGUUGGCGGAGCCGGCACCGACAAUCUUGACACGUCGAGGCGCUGCGGUGGGUUUGCCUGGAAAUUCCAAGGUAAUUCCAAGGCAGACAGUAAUAAUCCCCAAUUUAUGUAGUAAAAUUUAAAAGAGUGGACUAUAAAUGCUGGAGCACUAAUUGGAAGUAAUACCUGUAGAGAAAAAAACCUCUAGUUUAUAUCUACAAUAAAAAAUAAUGUGUGCUAGUAAAUCCGCCUGGUAGUAAUGUAAUGAUAAAAAUGUUAAAGUGUAAAUAGAUGAAAUUAUAUAGGCAUGAGCAAGAAGUAAAUUUAAUUUCAGCUAUUACUCGGUGAACUAGGCAGCAGUUGUUCCCAAUCUGAAUGCUAGUUUAAAAAACACAUUGUUUGGAAUUCCUUUUAAAUGAUAAAGGCAGAAAACUAAUGUGGAGUCAUUGGUAGCUUCAUUUGAACAACCGUUAUGAAAUAAACCGCAGACACGAAUGACUGCAUAGGAAACAAAGUGAGGAAGCUUUAGAUUUUAAACAGCAUUGGAAAGUGAUCGGGAGUGUUUAGUAUUUAAAUUAUAACAGAGCCACGAGAUGGGAGGCAACAAAGCUCAGAACCAAACAGAGUCAAAACGUUACAUUUCUUUUUUUAAAGAGAAGUAUAAAGGAACCACGAAGUAGUGGCUGUUUAUAAACAGAGGUAUUAAAAAGUUCCCAGGCAGUAAUGAUUCCCAACAGAACACUAAAAGAUAUUUAGAUGUAAAAUAAUAUUAGAAAACCGUUAUGACAGUCUGAAUUUAACCACAGCUUUUUUGGGGUUGUGCAAAAACAUGACCGCUAUUAAUUACCUCUGAGUUAAAAUAAAAAGACAUCAAACUAGAUGUGAUUAACAACAGCUAAUUUUAAUUUUUCAGUGUGCUAUCCAGUCCGGCUUCUCCCUCCAAGGGCGUGGUCUGAGAAAGCCACACCCCCAACUCCCCCCCCGUCCAAGCUCCGCCCCUGCCAGUCUGUGCCCUCCCCGAGGCGCGUGUCCCUUACAGACCCCUCCCAGCAGCAUAAUGCAUCGAAGCCCCGCCCGCGGCUCCACCCCUAAACUCAGCCCCUGCUAAACCACGCCCCCUCAGAGCACGUGCUGUACUGAGCCCACCCUACUCUCGGCUCCACCCCUCCCUUCCUAAGCUACGCCCCCUUUGGGCGUGUCCUUCUCCGUACCCCAAGCGGCUCCUCCUAUGGGGGUGUGACACACGGAGGCCCCACCCCCUGCCCAGUUCCCCCAGGUGGGCCUCCCAAUGGGCGUGUCCUCCUAGUCCACGCCCCUCAGCACGGAUCCCACCCCCGUGGGUGGGGCUACACCCAGCUGCGCGCGCGGCCCCCCCACCCAUGCGUGACCCUAAGUAACCCCAUGGCAGCCCUAUGGCUGCCCCACAGGUAUCGCUACAGCAGCCCUGCUCCUGCCCCGCAAGAGCUCCAGACACGCCUCUGCAGAGCCCCCACAGCAGCCACUUCAGUGCCCCACAGCUAUCACCGCAGCCGCCCCAUCGCGCCCCAUGGCCGCCGCUGCGGGACCCCUGGAGCCCCCGGCCCCACACCCGCCCCGCAGCGCGCGGUCUCGCGGCCGCGGUGCCGGUGAAGCCACGUGCCGGCCGCGGCCGGAGGAGCCGCUGGUUUUCCCCCCCCCACAUCCCCCGAUCGCUGCUGCCGCGGCCGGAGGAGCCGCCGGUUUCCCCCCCCACAUCCCCCGAUCGCUGCUGCCGCGGCCGGAGGAGCCGCUGGUUUCCCCCCCUCACACCCCCCGAUCGCUGCUGCUGCCGCGGCCGGAGGAGCCACCGGUUUUGCCCCAACAUCCCCCGAUCGCUGCUGCUGCCGCGGCCGGAGGAGCCGCCGGUUUCCCCCCCACAUCCCCCGAUCGCUGCUGCUGCCGCGGCCGGAGGAGCCGCCGGUUUCCCCCCCACACACCCCCCGAUCGCUGCUGCUGCCGCGGCCGGAGGAGCCGCCGGUUUUGCGCCCAGCCCCGACUCUCCUCCUUCCUCCUCAAUCGCCGCUGCAUGCCGCCACGAUGUCUUCUCUUCCGCCAUCUUGUUUCCCCCUUCUGCGCUCAUUCGCUAUUUUAUACCGAGGGAGGGAGGAGGCGCUCGCUGAUUGGCUGACAGUGUCAGCCUCGGAAGUCGUCCAUUGGCUCAUCCCCACGAGGGGUUCUCCGAGGGGGUGGGAGAAAGGCGCUGAUUGGUCACCGUGUCGCUGAGGGGAGGAAGGCACUGAUUGGUCACUUUCCGCCGAAGUUCGCCCUCCCAGUAACAGGCGCUGAUUCGCUAGCGCCCCUGAGGUAGAAAAGGCGCUGAUUGGUCGGCGUUUUCUCGCCGACGUUAGCCCACAGCAACGAAGCGCUGAUUGGGCAGCGCGGCUGACGGGGCGGCUCGGCCAUUGGCAGGAGGGCGGGCGGGGGGCGGGACCGGGCGGGACAACGAGGUAAUAAAUGGGGCGGCGCAGAACGCGCGCAGGACCAGAAAGGCGGAGGCGGCAGCGCCAGCGCGAGCUCAUCGGCCCCCCCCCGCCCCCCCGCGGCGGGAAACCCGAGAACGGCAGGAACGGCGGCCGGAAUCAGUUAACGGGGCGGGUCAGGGCGGUAAUUAUCGUGCGGGUGUUAAUUGGGGCUCGGCGGGUUAAUGAGUGACCGGCGGGCUGGGGUGUAUGUGGGGGUUUUGAUCGGAACUGGGGUUUUAAAGCCGCGGGUUUGGGGGGGGGGGGGGGGGGGGGGCGGGGGCGAUUAAGGCUCCCGGAGCCGCUUUAGCGGCUUAAAUCGUUGUGUUGAACGCGGGAGGAGCCGGUUCGGGGCUUUUCUCAGCAAUCGGGGCUGGUUUGGGUCCAAUUCGGCUUUUAAAAGAUGUUUUUACGUAAUUUUUGGGUGCCGAUUUGUGCCAGAAGGCGCCUUUGAAAUCUGUUUAUUGAGGGUUUAUCAGGAGAAUUAAAGCUUAAAGCUCGGGGAGAUUUGGGGCUUUUCCCCGGGAUUUUGAGUCCAAAUCGGUUUUUUUAGAGCCCUUAUUUAUUUAAAUUGUUAUGUUUAAAGGGUUUAUUUGAGGUUUUAUUUGGAACAUUUUGGGCGGGUUUGAGGCUCCUAAGAUUUAAUUGUUGGUUUAUUAUUUGAUUUAUUAUUUCACUGCGGUUCGGGGCUCCUGAAGACGCUGAGUUGUUUCAAUUAUUUAGCGCUGUGAGGAGCCGUUUUGGGGCCGUUGGGGUCUAAAUCGGCUUUUUGAAAGGUUUAUUUAACGCGUUUAAAGUUUGAGGGGCCGAUUUGCGACUUUAAAGCUUUUUGAAUCUACUUAUUGAUAAGAAUUUAUACAAUAGAUUAAUAUUCAAAGCCCGGGGGGAGGUUUGGGGCUGUUUCCCAGGAUUGCGAGUCCAAAUGCGUUUUUUUCUGUUAACCGCUUAUUAAUUUAAAUUAUUAUAUUUAAACGGGGCUUUUUGAGGUUUUAUGAGGGUUUUUUUGAGCAUUUUGGGCGGUUCUGAGGCUCCUAAAGCCGCUUAAUUGUUUAAAUUAUUAAUUGUUAAAAUAAUGUAAGUAGUUGUUGAAAUAAGUGUGUAAGUUAUUGUAUUUAAAGCCGGGAGGGGCAUUUCGUUGCUUUUUGGGGGGUUUUAGGGCUGAAUUCACUUCAUUGAACGUGUCUAGAGCUGGGGGUCCCAGAUCUGGUGCUGAUUUGGCCCCAAAAAAAGCUUUAAAAAUCUAUUUAUUUAUAUAAUUUACUGAAUUAAUAUUUAAGCGGGAACAUGUUCGGCUUUUUUAACCCGCCGCCAUUUUGUCUCCCCCGUCCCGCUCUCCCUCACGCUGAGGGGGCCGAGGAGACGCUCGCUGAUUGGCCGGUGCCGUCUGGCGGGAAAGCCUCCCCCGGCUCAGCCCCGCUCGGCUGUCUCCGAGGGAGAGAAAGGCGCUGAUUGGUCGCUGCCUCUGAGGAGAGAAAGGCGCUGAUUGGUCGCCGCCUCCCUAAACCCACCUCCUGCGCAGAGAACAGCGACGGCAGCCUGGCCACGCCCCCUCCGGCUGAUCGCGCCCCCCGCUCCGGCUGACCGCGCAUGCCCCCCCCCCGCAACUCGGCUGACUGCGUGCCCCCCCCAACUCCGGCUGACUGUGCCCCCCCGCCCCCCCCGGCUGACCGCGUGCCCCCCCCACUGCACUCCUGCUGACUGUGCGCCCCCCCCACCUCCUCCGGCUGGCCACAUCUCCACUGCACACCAUGGCGGGGAUGGGGCGGGGGGGGGAUCACAAGGGUCUAUGGGGCGGUGUGGGGGUCAGGGCGGCUGUGGGGUCAAUGGGGUUGUUGUGGUGUGAAACACCCCUGAAGAGGCUGAACCCCCUACAGGUGAGUGACCCACACAGUGCCCCACAGUGCCCCAUAGCACCUCCACUCUGCCCUACGGAUCCACAACACUGCCCCACAGCACCCUAUAGCUCCUGCUUGCUAUCCCACAGCACCCCAUGGCUUCUCCACUCUGCCCCAUAUGUCUACAGCAGUGCCACAGAGUACCUCAUAUGUCUUCCACUCUGCCCCAUGGGUGCAGAGUGCUGCCCUACAGCACCCUAUAGCUCCUGUACUCUGCCCCACAGAUCCACAGUGCUGUCCAACAGCACCCUAUAGCUCAUUUGGCCUAUAGACCCACUGUACUGCCCUACAAUGCCCCAUGGCUCCUACACUCUGCCCCAUAGACCCACAACACUGCCUCACAACACCCCAUUGCUCCUGCACUCUGCCCCAUGGAUGCCCAGUACUGCCCCACAGCACCAUAUAGGUCCUGUACUCUGCCCCAUAUAUCCACAGGAGUGCCCUGCAGCACCCCAUGGCUCCUGCACUCUGCCCCAUGGAUGCCCAGUACUGCCCAACAGCACCAUAUAGGUCCUGUACUCUGCCCCAUACAUCCACAGGAGUGCCCCCCAGCACCCUAUGGCUCCUGCAUUCUGACCCAUGGAUGCCCAGUACUGCCCCACAGCACCAUAUAGGUCCUGUACUCUGCCCCAUACAUCCACAGGAGUGCCCCCCAGCACCCCAUGGCUCCUGCACUCUGCCCCAUGGAUGCCCAGUACUGCCCCACAGCACCGUAUAGCUCCUCUACUCUGCCCCAUACAUCCACAGGAGUGCCCCCCGGCACCCCAUAGUGACUCUACUCUUCCCCAUAGACCCACAGUGCUGCCGCACAGGACUCUACUCUGCCCCUUAGACCCAGAGAGCUGCCCCACAGCAGCCUGUAGGUGCUGCGUUCUGCCCCAUUGGUGCAAAGUGCUGCCCCACAGCGCCCCACACCUCUGUCCACCUGACCACCCUUCCCUCCUGACUGCGCCUGCACUGCCCACUAUGGGUGGGUCACAAGGGUCUAUGGGGCGGUGUGGGGGUCAGGGGGGCUGUGGGGUCAAUGGGGUUGUUGUGGGGUGAAACACCCCUGAAGAGGCUGAACCCCCUACAGGUGAGUGACCCACACAGUGCCCCACAGUGCCCCAUAGCACCUCCAUUCUGCCCUACGGAUCCACAACACUGCCCCACAGCACCCUAUAGCUCCUGCUUGCUAUCCCACAGCACCCCAUGGCUUCUCCACUCUGCCCCAUAUGUCUACAGCAGUGCCACAGAGUACCUCAUAUGUCUUCCACUCUGCCCCAUGGGUGCAGAGUGCUGCCCUACAGCACCCUAUAGCUCCUGUACUCUGCCCCACAGAUCCACAGUGCUGUCCCAUAGCACCCUAUAGCUCAUCUGGCCUAUAGACCCACUGUACUGUCCUACAAUGCCCCAUGGCUCCUACACUCUGCCCCAUAGACCCACAACACUGCCUCACAACACCCCAUUGCUCCUGCACUCUGCCCCAUGGAUGCCCAGUACUGCCCCACAGCACCAUAUAGGUCCUGUACUCUGCCCCAUAUAUCCACAGGAGUGCCCUGCAGCACCCCAUGGCUCCUGCACUCUGCCCCAUGGAUGCCCAGUACUGCCCAACAGCACCAUAUAGGUCCUGUACUCUGCCCCAUACAUCCACAGGAGUGCCCCCCAGCACCCUAUGGCUCCUGCAUUCUGACCCAUGGAUGCCCAGUACUGCCCCACAGCACCAUAUAGGUCCUGUACUCUGCCCCAUACAUCCACAGGAGUGCCCCCCAGCACCCCAUGGCUCCUGCACUCUGCCCCAUGGAUGCCCAGUACUGCCCCACAGCACCGUAUAGCUCCUCUACUCUGCCCCAUACAUCCACAGGAGUGCCCCCCAGCACCCCAUAGUGACUCUACUCUUCCCCAUAGACCCACAGUGCUGCCGCACAGGACUCUACUCUGCCCCUUAGACCCAGAGAGCUGCCCCACAGCAGCCUGUAGGUGCUGCGUUCUGCCCCAUUGGUGCAAAGUGCUGCCCCACAGCGCCCCACACCUCUGUCCACCUGACCACCCUUCCCUCCUGACUGCGCCUGCACUGCCCACUAUGGGUGGGUCACAAGGGUCUAUGGGGUGGUGUGGGGGUCAGGGCGGCUGUGGGGUCAAUGGGGUUGUUGUGGUGUGAAACACCCCUGAAGAGGCUGAACCCCCUACAGGUGAGUGACCCACACAGAGACCCACAGCAGCCCAUAGCCCCUCUGCCCUAUAGAGUCACUGCACCCCAUAGCUGCUUUUACUCUGCCCCAUAAAUGGACAGCAGUGCUCCACAGCACCCUAAGUCUCCACUGUGCCCCAUAGACACACAGUGCUGUCCCACAGCACCCCAUAUCUUGUUCACUCUGCCCUAUAGACCCACAGUGUAACCCUACAGCACCCCAUAGUUCCUCUGCCCUAUAGAUCAACAGCACUGUCCCAGAAAACACCAUAGCUUCUUCCCACUAGCCCAUAGGCCAGCAAUUCUGCCCUACAGCGCACUAGCUCCUGCACCCUGCCCCAUAGACCCACAGCAGUGCCCCACAGAUCCAGUCUGCCCUAUACAGCCACAGCACUGCUCUGCAGCACCAUAUACUUCCAGCACUCUGGCCCACUGAUAUGUAGCACCCCACAGCUGCUGCAUUCUGCCCAUAGAUCGACGUUCCUGGGUCCCCUCACCCCACCAGCUGUCCUGGGUUGCGGUGCUGCACGGGGCCCUGUGCACAACAAAAUGAGGACAGCAUGGCUGCUGGGCGGUACCCUGCUUAGAAUCCAAGAUGGCUGGGGGGGGAGGGCUGGCAGCCAUGCUGGCACUGCCGGAGGGGCUGUUGGUCUGCGCCGUGCUCAGGCGGCAGCUCCCGGCUGUAUCGGCUGCCCCUGUGGCCCUGCACCCUGCCCAUGGGAACAAGGUGGCUGCCCUGAUGGGCGUGGCCAUCUCGGCUGCUGUGUCCCUGCUGGUGGGCGGGGCCAUGGCUGUCAUGGCUGCCAAGCCUGUGCUGGAAGGGUGGGGCUGAGGUGGGUGGUGCCUGCCUAGGGUGGCCAUUUUGGGGUGGGGCCCAAGGUGGGUGGUGGGGCCUGUGACUCUGCCCCUGACGGCCAUCUUGGAAAAGGGCAGCACUGUGCCGCUGCCAUCCUGACGUUGCUCCCCCAGGGCCAUGUUGGGGGAUUUUUAACCUGGUUUUGGGGCCAAUUCUCACCCAAUAAAAUUAAAUAAUGUAAAAAAA
Columba livia (rock pigeon) is the source of this 60055-nucleotide messenger RNA. RefSeq lists its product as uncharacterized. The record is from RefSeq and is a predicted model, not a curated record. The coding region runs from base 3502 to 4974 and encodes 490 amino acids. The transcript is spliced from 3 exons. NCBI's taxonomy places the organism in Eukaryota, Metazoa, Chordata, Aves, Columbiformes, Columbidae.